Podarcis lilfordi (Lilford's wall lizard) is the source of this 62418-nucleotide messenger RNA. NCBI's taxonomy places the organism in Eukaryota, Metazoa, Chordata, Lepidosauria, Squamata, Lacertidae. The record is from the annotation of a GenBank genome assembly.
GAGACAGCAGAUGAGGCAGCAGCAACAGCAGCCGCCCGAGCCUGGUGACAUCAGCGCCAGGGCUUCAGCAGCCACCUGCUCCCAGCCAGAGAGAGGAAGAGAGAGGAAACUGCUGGGAACCCCCGAGGAUCCUCCUCCUGCUGCUGCUGAUCUCCCAGAUCUCCCCUCCACCCAUCCCAUCCCUUGGAGACCCCUCGCCCUCCAGGUAAGGGGCGCCGAUUGCAUGGGCCACCCGGGUUGGGAGGGCUGGCUUUCUACGUGCAGGGAACCCCAGAUGAUCCCACCGAGCUCGAUCUGAGCCAGGCGGAGCCUGGGAGAUCUCUCUUCACCAUCAGAAGGCUCUUUUUUUUAUUUUUUGCCUCCUCUUCUGCCUGCAGCAGCUGCUGAUUGGAGCCUCCCGGGUCCCAAAGGCAGAUGCGUUCUGUCUUCCAUGACUCUUUAUAAAGUCAGGAGAGAGUAAGCCGGGAGAUCGGGCGGUGGGGUAAACACUGCGCCCCCGGUGCAAGUUGCAGAAGGGAAAUAAAAGUUGGCUGGCGCUGCUGCGAAAAGUCUUGGUUUGCUGGGAGCGGAACUUGCACUCUGAAACCCCAGCUGCAAGCAUGCUGGCCUCCUGGAAAUAAGUAAAAUUAAUAUUAGAUCCCGAAAAUGGCUUUGGAAACAGAGUAGUACAUAGUAGUAGGUUGGAGGAAGUUGUCUGGGAAUUCGGGGUUCUGGGGUUUCCCAAGAGUUGGGGGGAUACCUCUGCAGAGGACAUGUAGCCUUGUGGUUAGAGCAAGGGCACCUUAUCGUCCAUUGUUCAGGAAGCAGCAGUGGGGUGAGAAGGGGACAGCCCUGCAGAGCUGGAGCAGAACCCUGAAUUUCAGGAGGGCAUCAUGGGUAAGAAUGGGCGCAGCAAUAAAACUGCGGGCACGUUUGCGAAGCUAAGCAGGGUCUGGUAUGGUUUCAGAUUGGAUGGGCAACCUUGUAUUGAGAUUCCUGCAUUGCAGGGGGUUGGACUAGAUGACCAUUGGGUCCCUUCCAACUCUAGAAUUCUGUAAUUCUUCCGUCACAAGCUGUGUGUGACUGGAUGCCUAUUCCCCUUCAGCUCUGGGGGGAAAGGCGUAUGUGUAUUUAGUUUGCAUGCUGAGCAUUGUCGCUAUUCUCUCCCCCCCCCCCCCCGAAAAACUGGGGUGCCAUUUCUGCACCCCAUGCAGGAAAUGAAUGAGCUUGCAGAGCUUUUGAAUGAAUAAACAUUCUGGCUUGGGUGGCCUUAGCUGCAAGAUAAGUUCAGGUGACAAACGCCCCCCCCCCCCAUUUCUGGCCUGGAAUAUGUGGGGAAUUCCAACUGAGAAUUAUCUCUCAUCCCCUUGUGGGUGCUCUGUUUAUAGUGAAAAUAGGGGGAGUGUUGUUGGGCAGCAAGCGGCUUGCAUUUGGGCACCGGUAAACACCUGACUUUGCCGUCCUCUGACGCUGGCAGUGCCGCAGAGCGUUCUCUUCUUUGAAUGGCUUCCUGGCUCUGGCACCACUCCUGGCUUUCCUGAAUUUGUGCAGUUGGCUCGUAGUUCACGACCAGGGGGCUAUUCAUUCAGUGUUGCUUGACUGAGGCAGGAAAUCCCAUAAGCGACUCUUCCUCUGCCCUGGCAGAAAAAUAAAAAUCAUGCUAAUAAAUUAAAUAACGAAACCAUCUGCCGCCCUUUCAGGACACACCAAAUCAAUACCUGCCAUCAUGGGCAUAUAAUAACUCUGCAGUCUUGACCAUAGCAUUCUCUGAAUUAAACUGGAUUGUGGGUGUGCACCCACCCACCAGGGCACCACUUCUUGGCGUGACUAAGAGAGACAGGUUGGCAGUGAUGGGGUUCCUGAAUUUCCUAUCUGCCCAAGGCUGUUGGCUCAGCAAUCAAAUGAUUGGUUAAUAAAGGAACCCCGGGCAGGGGUAGCCCAAGUCAUUUUGCUGCCUGAGGCGGAAAGACAAGAAGGCAAAGUCUUGUUCUGAAGCAGACCUGAUUGACAGCUGUCUCUCACUUCAAUACUAGCAAAAGGAGGGACAUCGUGUCCUUAGGGGUUGUAGGUCAGGGCAGGUGGCACACGCAGCUCUGCUUCCCAAAAGCACAUUGUCACCCAGUAGCAACUGCUGCCUGAAGCAGCUGACUCACUCUGUCUAAUGGUAGGGCCAACUCUGACCUUGGGAACUUCAUGAAGCCAGUUCCUUCGAAUCUUGGAUUUGUUUGCGUGCUUCUGGACUUGUAUAUUUAUUCUACCCAUCCUUGGUGUUAGGAAGAGUGAAAUUACUUGAACUAUAAACAAGGCUGUAUAUGAUUUGUGUUUACCCCUCCCCACAAAGAAAACUGCAGCAGGAGAAGGCAGGUUCUGUAUGCCUCUGUGUUAAAAAAACCCAACACACAUAAUAAGAGAAAUGUGCAUAUUUUUCAUUUUUUUAAAAACCAACAAUUCUGCAUUUUUGUAUUUUGCAUGACUUCUUUUGGUUUUGCUAAUCAUGAGUAGGGGUAAUGAACCAGCUGGGCAUUAAAAGCCUCUCCUCUAACCCACUGGAAAUCUUAUUUAGCCACCUCUUUUGGCAAGCAUUGCCUACACAUUUUCAAACACAUCUUUGCGUCAUGCAGAGAGAAAGGGGGGGAUGAAAUUAGCAGGAGGCUGUAUUCUCUUCCGAAUACCAGAGUCUUGUGUUCUGGCAGAAUCACAGCCCUUCUUAUAAAUGAGGGUCAGACCCCCCAUUUGAAUGAGACCUCUCUAUUAAAAUGGUAAAGGAAGUAUUAGUUGUAUGGCAUAUUGUUAGUCUGUGUGCAAAAGAGGGCUGUCUUUUGCAAGAGCAUGGAUUUCACAAUAGCUGAUAACUGUUCAAGGAGGUUUAAGGAACUAGGGAGAUCCCAAGAUAUGGAACAACGUUUACCUGAAUAAUGUCAUUCAGGCAUGGUGAUGAUGAUGAUGAUGAUGAUGAUGAUGAUGAUGAUAAUUUAUUUCUUUAUACCCCACCCAUCUGGCUGGGUUUCCCCAGCCACUCUGGGCAGCUCCCAACAGAAUAUUAAAAACACAAUAAAACAUCAAACAUUAAGAACUUCCCUAAACAGGGCUGCCUUCCAAUGUCUUCUUAAAGUCAGAUAGUUGCUUAUUUCCCUGACAUCUGAUGGGAGGGCGUUCCACAGGGCGGGCGCCACUACUGAGAAGGCCCUCUACCUGGUUCUCUGUAACCUCACUUCUCGCAGGGAGGGAACCUCCAGAAGGCCCACGGAGCUAGACCUCAGUGAUGGGGGUGGAGACAAAUUGAUUAUUGGCAAAUUGAUAAGUAGUAGCUGUUGUUUUCCUUUCAGCUAUGCACUGUGGACGCAGGUGGCACUGUGGGUUAAACCACAGAGCCUAGGACUUGCCGAUCAGAAGGUCAGCGGUUUGAAUCCCCGUGACAGGGUGAGCUCCCGUUGCUUGGUCCCUGCUCCUGCCAACCUAGCAGUUCGAAAGCACGUCAAAGUGCAAGUAGAUAAAUAGGUAUCGCUCCGGCGGGAAGGUAAACGGCGUUUCCGCGCACUGCUCUGGUUCGCCAGAAGCGGCUUAGUCAUGCUGGCCACAUGACCCGGAAGCUGUACGCCGGCUCCCUUGGCCAAUAAAGCGAGAUGAGCGCCGCAACCCCAGAGUCGGCCACGACUGGACCUAAGGGUCAGGGGUCCCUUUACCUUUACCUAUGCACUGUGGAAGUGGUUUGGAAACCUGGUGCCCUGUGAUGCUGUUGAACUACAACACCUGUUGGCCUCAGCUAGCAUGGCCAGUGGUUGGGGUGAUGGGAAUUGAAAUCCAGCAGAUAUCUGGAGGACCAGAGGAUAUGUACCACUGCCCUGUGCAAAUGGAUGUUCAGUCUUUGAGUACCUCAGCAUAUUCCUUGCCACAUCCUUUGGUUCAGUUUCGACAUCCUGCUAAACAAUAGUUAAGGAAGUAAAGUGUGGCUUAGCAUGAAGUCUGAAUUGACAAAUCAUGGUUUGCCAUCAGCCGGCAAAUCAGAACUGGAAGCCAUGGUUUUAAGUGGGUUUGGCAUGAUUGGUUUGCAGUGGCCUGUCUUCGUCUCCAGAUUACUGCACUUAGAUAUGAGAAUGCUGAGCAGAUGGGAAAUAAAAAUAGACAAACAGGCCUAUACAGUGGUACUGCGGGUUACAUACGCUUCAGGUUACAGACUCCACUAACCCAGAAAUAGUACCUCAGGUUAAGAACUUUGCUCCAGGAUGAGAACAGAAAUCGUGUGGCGGUGGCGUGGUGGCAGCAGGAGGCCCCAUUAGCUAAAGUGGUGCUUCAGCUUAAGAACAGUUUCAGGUUAAGAACAGACCUCUGGAACGAAUUAAGUUCUUAACCCGAGGUACCACUGUACCAUGAUUUGCCUGUACAUAUUUUGAGUUCUGAACAGUGGAGUGGUUCAGCUAUAGCAGGGGUCAGCAACCUUUUUCAGCCAUGGGCCGGUCCACUGUCCCUCAGACCAUGUGGGGGGCCGGACUAUAUUUUUUGGGGGGAAAUGAACGAAUUCCUAUGCCCCACAAAUAACCCAGAGAUGCAUUUUUAAUAAAAGCAUACAUUCUAUCAUGUAAAAACACCAGGCACGCCCCACAAAUAACCCAGAGAUGUAUUUUAAAGAAAAGGACACAUUCUACUCAUGUAAAAACAUGCUGAUUCCCAGACUGUCCGCGGGCCGGACUGAGAAGGCGAUUGGGCCGCAUCCAGCCCCUGGGCCUUCGGUUGCUUACCCCUGAGCUAUAGCAUAACAUUUUAAUUUGCCAAUUCUUGGGUUUGGAAGAUAUGGGCAUAUACAAGCCUGAAGCUCGGACUUGACGGCCAAACCUCAGUUAAGAUGAAGUCCAAACCAGCAAAAAACAUAAUUUAGAAUGAUAUCUGAAUGGUAGAUGGCAUCAGGUCUUCAAAAUGACCGUGAAUGAUGGGAUGUUUCACAUACCUACAGAGCAGCCAUAGUCUGAAAUAUUUUUUGGUCUAAGAGUCUUAUGACCUGAUCCUAUGCAUGGAUAUUAGAAGUAUGUCCUGGUCAAUGGAAAAUACUCUGAAGUAAGCAUGCAAAGUUUUGCAGUGGGGUUAAUCGUACAGAACUGUGUUUGAUCUUGGUGAACUCGUACCAGUAUGCCUGAGUCAGGGGAGCGAGUGUUACAGAAUCAUAGAAUUGUAGAGCUGGAAGGGUCCAUGAGGGUCAUCUAGUCCAACCCCCUGCAGUGCAGGAAUCUUUUGCCCAAUGUGGGGCUCAAACCCACAGCCUUAGAUUAAGAAUCUCAUGCUCUGAUGUUGUUCUCUCUUUGAGUAAACACCAGCCUGCUAGCAUUGUGCCAGUGUUGCCUUAACCCUGGCUUGCCUGGUUGCCUAUGGCUAUUAAAAAAAAUGCCUUUGGGAAUUCAGGGAACUGGGCAGAGAAGCAUUUGCUAAUUGGAAAAGUUGCUUCAUUCUUUCAAGCCAAUAAUGCUACAACCAAGCAAUAUAAGUACCGUAGUUCUCCAUCUAUAAGGUGUCCCCAUGUAUAAGACGCCCCCUAUUUUGGGGGACUCCGAUUUAAGAAAGUGGGGGGGAGAGAUCUACCCGUGUAUAAGACGCCCCCAAAUUUUGGACAUCAUUUUUUAGGAAAAAACCCUAGUCUUAUACAUGGAAAAAUAUGCUACAUGUGGGGGGGGGUGAGCUAGUUCAGUUUUUUGUGGGCUAGGGUUAACUUUUGUCAGUUUGUUUUGUAGCAGCCCGAGCCCACUCCCAGUCACAUAUUCAGAGUUCAAGUAUUUGCCCUAUUCUGCACCCCCCCAAUGUAUUUAAAAUAAUUCAAGAAAACAUAACAAGGAUAAACAUUCACAUAAAUUUAAUAGAAGGAGAUGCAUCCAUAUUAUGAUAGCUUCAUCUCCCCCAAUCUCCAGGUAAAAACAAUGAAAAGAGGCUUGUAGCUCCUUAAAGAACAAAUUUAUGAUGGCAUAGUAUUUUGCGGACACUGAUGAAGUGUUAUCCGAAGUUGACAUUGGUUAUAAUGGAUGUUUUAAGCUGCCUUAAAGGUGGAAAGGUGGGAUAUAAAUGUUUUAAGUUAAUCAAGGGUGAGACCUCCGAGACUUAUAUUUCUGAUCCCAGAAAAGGCACAUCUAUGUACACAUGUUCCGGUCAUGCUGGGUCCAUAAACAUUCAGUGUUUUCCAAAAUGUAGGAUGAUUCGCUGAAAGAGUCCUCUAGGACCAGUUAACCACAGCCUGGAGGAAAAGUGAUAAGGAGAGAAAAGGUGUGCAAGAUUCUGGACUAUAGUCUGGGGGGAGGAUAGGUGUAUGUUUCUUUGGGAUGGAGAGCCUGUGGCCCUCUGGAUAUUGCUGGUAGUUCAACUCCCAUCAGCCCCAGCCUGCAUGGUCAUUGGCAAACGAUGAUGGGAGCUGUUAUUCAUCAAUAUCUGGAAGGACACCGGUUCCCCAUAUCUGGCAGGUUUGGGAGGCAAUGUGUUGAUAGUUGCAUGAGUGAAGUGCAGAAAUACUCGAUUGCGUUUUUCUCUGUCGGGAGGCAGAUAAUAAACUUGGGCAAUCUUGUUUCGGAGGACAGAGAGGGUGAGGAGAGAUAAUGCUUUCAUGUAUUUUGUUUGGGGGACGCUGCCUCCAAACAGAUCUCUGCUCCAAGGCCACUUUCCCACCGGAAAGUAGCUCAGUACAGCAAAGCAUCUGUGUGUGGGCAGCAGCCUGUGCCCAUGUGGGAGAUAUGCCUUUCUGUGCCUCUGGUAGCGUCGGGAGGAGAAUAUCCCACAAAACACUCUCCUCGCACACUCGAGAUCACAAGCUGGGAGCGCUCCUUAGCCUGCUUUCCACUGCGACCCUGUGCAUUUUUAUGCAGAAGCAAAUCCUCCGCUGGCAGCAGGGCUUACUCUCAGGAAAGCUUUUCUAGAAUCGCAGCUUCUCAAACCAGCGCACGGUGCUGCUGACAACCAAGUCAGGCUCAGGGCGACCACCAGCCUUGUGCGUUGAUAGUUCAGUUGGUUAGAGCAUGGUGCUGAUUAUGUCAAGAUUGGAGGUUCGAUCCCUGUAUGGGACAGCUGCAUAUUCCUGCAUUGCAGAGGGUUGAACUAGAUGAUCCUCAUCCAACUUUACAAUUGUACGUCAGUAGGGGUGCUAAGUCCCUGCUCCUGCCAACAUAGCAGUUCGAAAGCACGUCAAGGUGCAAGUAGAUAAAUAGGUACCACUCCAGCGGGAAGGUAAAUGGUGUUUCCGUGUGCUUCUCUGGUUCGCCAGAAGCGGCUUAGUCAUGCUGGCCACAUGACCUGGAAGCUGUACGCCGGUUCCCUUGGCCAAUAAAGCGAGAUGGGUGCUGCAACCCCAGAGUCGGUCACGACUGGACCUAAUGGUCAGGGGUUCCUUUACCUUUACUAGGGGUGCUAGAUGACACAACUUUGAUGGCAGAAAGUGAGGAGGAAUUAAAGAACCUUUUAAUGAGGGUGAAAGAGGAGAGUGCAAAAUAUGGUCUGAAGCUCAACAUUAAAAAAACCAAGAUCAUGGCCACUGGGCCUAUCACCUCCUGGCAAAUAGAAGGGGAAGAAAUGGAGGCAGUGAGAGAUUUUACUUUCUUGGGCUCCAUGAUCACUGCAGAUGGUGACAGCAGUCACGAAAUUAAAAGACGCCUGCUUCUUGGGAGAAAAGCAAUGACAAACCUAGACAGCAUCUUAAAAAGCAGAGACGUCACCUUGCCAACAAAGGUCCGUAUAGUUAAAGCUAUGGUUUUCCCAGUAGUGAUGUUUGGAAGUGAGAGCUGGACCAUAAAGAAGGCUGAUCGCCGAAGAAUUGAUGCUUUUGAAUUAUGGAGCUGGAGGAGACUCUUGAGAGUCCCAUGGACUGCAAGAAGAUCAAACCUAUCCAUUCUGAAGGAAAUCAGCCCUGAGUGCUCACUGGAAGGACAGAUCGUGAAGCUGAGGCUCCAAUACUUUGGCCACCUCAUGAGAAGAGAAGACUCCCUGGAAAAGACCCUGAUGCUGGGAAAGAUGGAGGGUGCAAGGAGAAGGGGACGACAGAGGACGAGAUGGUUGGACAGUGUUCUCGAAGCUACCAGCAUGAGUUUGACCAAACUGCGGGAGGCAGUGGAAGACAGGAGUGCCUGGCGUGCUCUGGUCCAGGGGGUCACCAAGAGUCUGACACGACUAAACAACAACAACAGGGGUGCUAACCCGAUCCACUUAUUUCGGAUGCAUUGCUGGUUUCUCUCUCUCUUUUUUUUAAGCGCCCUUGUGCGUAGGGCAAUCUCUUUCUCAAUCAGACGGUGUCGCUCGGGGCGGGGAUGCUUGUCACGCUUGUCUCUCUCUCUCUCUCCUUGCGUGUGACUCACAAGCAGGCAAGAGGAGAGACGACUGCUCUGGCUGAAGGCCUGGAGGAGAAAAGUGUGUGCGCGCUCGCCCGCCCGCCCGCCCUCCUGCUUGCUUGCUUGCUUGCUGCUGCUGCUACUUCUUGGCUGUAUGGAAAAGGAAGUGUUUGGCUCCAGCAGCUGGGGAAGAGGAGGGGCUCCCUUUACAAAAGCCCCAACCAUCUGUCUCUCCUCGCCUGCACCUUGCAGCAGUGCCGCACCGUGCAGGGCGCGCAGCCUCCAAUGGCCUCCGGGGGUUGUUUGUUUGUAUGCGCGGGUGUGGGCGGCUGCUUUUUCACCAGAUCCUGUGACACACAAAAGCGGAGAGGGAGAGAGGGAGAGGGAGGGAUGGAGGAGUUUCCAAGCCGCCAGGGAGAGAACCAAUCUAGAUCUGUCCAGCCCACCUUCGUCCUUAGCCACCGACCACCCACCCAGGAGCAGCCCUGCGCGCAUUUCGCAGGACAUGGGAAGCGCAGGCCGGCGAAGCUCUUGAUUCUCGCUGAUCCCCAGCCAUCUUCCCAAGCCUACACCCCCCCUUAUGCUUUGCUUUCUCUCCUCGGCCCCGCCUGUAUCUCUCUCUCUCUCUCUCUCGAUCCUCCUAGGGAGCGAGCAAAUAGAUGGCAAGGCAGCGGCGUGCCCCGAGGAGGAGGGCGGUCGGCUUGUUGUCUGCAGAGGCUGCGAAGCGGGUGGCUGAAUGAUGCGGCGUGGGCGGCUGGCGAAGAAAGCGCUCUCUCUCUUUCGCUCUCUCUCUGGGAGAGGAAGGGAGGGAACCCCAAGGGAUCUCUCCAGGAAAGAGCCUCUAUGAAGGAUCCCCCCACUUGCAGGAGGAGUGUACCUCGAAACUCUCGCCUGUGCCUCAGAUUGCCUCAUUCCUUUAAUGCAGAGGUUCACUUCUCAACUUGGGUUCUGUUCUGCACUACUUGCCAGGUCUUCCACAUAGGCCCUCCAAGUGCCCCUAUUUUCCAAGGACCUUCCGGAUUUUCAGAAGCCGCCCUGGUUUCUGAUUGGAUCCCGGAAUGUCCUGCUUUUCCUUGGGAAAAGCCCCUAUUUUCAUUGGAGAAAUGUUGGAGGGUGUGAUGUCACACUUGGGCUGACUUCCCCAUCUGCUAAAUGGGCAUAAUACUCUGCCCUAGGUUUCUAGAAUUAGUGACACAAGAAACCUCCCUCUGCCCUCAGCCCUAAACUUUUGGAGUUAGCCUGGUUAUAAGCCUUUCUCGAAAGCUUUAACUUUUGGAGUACAUGGAGGUGAUACGCACGCACACACACACACACACACACACACGAUCCCAGUAAUCCUUAGCAACAGCCCAGGAGGCUAGGUCAUUAUUAUCACCCCUGCAUUUCAAAUGGAGGAAAGCUGAGGCUUUGGAGUACAGUGAGCAUAAAGCCAUCUGGCAAGGUCAUAGCUGAGUUUGAACCAAGGACAAAGGAUGCCUUUGGUCUCUGGAAGGACCAAGACUGAGCUCUAGCAGUUUUCUUCCACUUGGUGCCCUUGCGUACAUUUUGGACUACAACUCCCAUCAGUGCUGGUUGGGAGUGAUGGGAGUUGUAGUCUAAAACGACUGGUGGGCACCUCGUGGGGAAAGGCUCAGCAAGAGGGUCUCAGAACUGAAUCCAGGUUUCUGCUUUAGAUCAGCCUGACCCUAGAAGGGUGAGGAACCUCAGGCUUGGGAGCCAAAUAUCUGACGUUUGGAAAUCUUCCCAAGGACACAACCCUCACUGGCCCCAGUUUGCAAAACACACAAAAACCCCCACAAAACCAGUGUUUUUGUGUGGCUGUAUUGUGUCCUUGAACUGUGACAAUGCCUUCUGCUUGUAGAAGCAAGCCAACUGUCCAAAGUUUAAAAUUUACAUUUGUUUCUGCACCCCACUGGUCUUGCCCACCACUAGCAUGUGGGGAAGGUUGCCCAGAAUGGAGUACUGUCCGCAGGCUGGGGCGAUAAACCGAUUCCCCUUCUGUAGAAGAUGCCUCCUUCUCACUGGGCAACCUGCAGUCAACAAGGUCACAGGUCAGAAGGGGACAGACAAGGGCGGUCCUUGCAAAGAGUAUAAAAAUGCAGCGGUUCCUCUGCUCUCCCAGCAGCCAAAGGAAGCAUGCUGUGUCUUGUCUAGGGUUGCCAUAUUUCAAGCAGUGAAAAUUCAGACAGAAAAGUUGUUGAGCUUUUUGGGCAAUAUCGCUUUUUAAAAAAAAUGCAUUUUUGAGCUAUUUUUAUGGGGAAAUGGAACUGCCGACUUGGGCUGCCAUACACCUGGAUUUUCCCGAUGUCCUGAUUUGUUUUGUGUUGCAGAGAGGAGGGGAGGAGAUGUGAGCAGCUGUCAGGUUCUGUGUGCAUUUUGUAGUAUUUUACUCUGAAGAGUGGCCCCCUUUCUCCACCGUUACAAGAGAUUGCAGUCUGCCCCAGCAUAUUAUUGUGGGGAGGGAGGCUGGUUCACACAUGCAUGUAACGUUGCUUGAUUUCUCAUCGCUUGAUGACUUAACAUACUGACCUCCUUCAAGCAUAGAACGAAGCUGCAGAGCCAUCCUGCCCUGCAAGGACCUGCAGCCCCCACAUAUCAGCUACAGAUGCCACGGAAAAGCACAGAAAGCAAAGCCUACACUCAUAGACACCUAGGCUUUCAUGUGUUCUGGAUUUCAUGCUGGGUUCCAGAAUGCAUGUCUGUAUGUUUUACAGGUUUAUGCAAGUGGACUUUCCUUUGCAGGUGUCCGCACUUAAAAGUGUGGACAUUAGGGUCAGGAGUAAUAACACCAUACAACAUUGGGGGCAGGGCCUGUAGUGCAGCCCUGCAGCUCAGUCCUACAUAGAACUAUAGAUUUCAAAGGGACCAUGAGGAUCAUCUACUACUCCAACCCCCUGCAAUGCAGGAAUCUUUUGCCCAACCUGGGCUUGAAUCCACAACUCUGAGAUUAAGAGUCCCAUGCUCUACCGACUGAGCCAUGUGAUGCCCCAUCCUCUGACGUAUGCCCAACAGAGGGCUUUGAUGUCUCAAAGCUGAACGGAGCUCCCUUCGGAAGGAUUUUGUUAGAGGCGCAGCGAGUUCUGCGAUGGCUCAUUCAGUUUCACCCUCUCAACUCAACUCAUACAGUGGUACCUCAGGUUACAUACGCUUCAGGUUACAGACUCCGCUAACCCAGAAAUAUUACCUCGGGUUAAGUACUUUGCUUCAGGAUGAGAACAGAAAUCGUGCCCCGGCGGGGCGGCAUCAGCAGGAGGCCCCAUUAGCUAAAGUGGUGCUUCAGGUUAAGAACAGUUUCUGGUUAAGAACGGACCUCUGGAACGAAUUAAGUACUUAACCCGAGGUACCACUGUAGAAGGAUGGGUUGGUUUAAUCUUGUCUGAGUAUAAUGUAUAAGUUGACCCUUAGGAGGAUCCACACUCCAGCCCAUCAUAAUCACUGGUACAGUGGCUGCUUUGGGGUCUGCACUUGCAAUAUUUGGCUAUCCUGCACUUUCUCCGCAUUUCCAGGUAGAAAAAACCCCCAGAGCCCUUCCUUCCACGUCCUGCUCUUGAGCAAAGUAGACACGCAGCUUUUAGCCUGUGACCUUCUCUGUGCAAGGACCAUGUCUUUGCCAUAUUCUGUACCACAUGGAAAGGUAUGUGGUGAACCAGGUGUUUUUCUUGUGAUCAGGUAUUCCAGAGAGAGAUUGCAAAUAAGUUUAGGAUUCCUGGAUACAGAUCUGAUGGAAUCUAGAGUGGCAACUAAAUAAAGCAAAGCGAGGAGAUUAAGUCCUGUCUGCUUUACAACUCCAAGUAUCCUUUCUGGAGAAGAAAUGAUGUGUCCUCUGUGUUCUGUAUCAGCUUAAAUUUAUCUCAUUUGCCUCCUGCCUUCCCUCUAAAAUGCUGUGGUAUUGUGCGUGCCGGUAACCAAUUUUAUAACCACAGCAACCAUGUAAGGUCAGUUUGACAGAAACUUAGCCCAAGUUUAGCCAAUGAACUUGAUGGCUAAGGACUUGAAUCCAGGGUUCAGUAUUCUUACCUACUGCAUAUAUUGCCUGGUUCUCAGCAAUCCUUAAAACAGUCCUGCAUGGUUAUUGUUGUUGUUUAGUCGUUUAGUCGUGUCUGACUCUUCGUGACCCCAUGGACCAGAGCACGCCAGGCACUCCUGUCUUCCACUGCCUCCCGCAGUUUAGUCAAACUCAUGCUGGUAGCUUCGAGAACACUGUCCAACCAUCUCAUCCUCUGUUGUCCCCUUCUCCUUGUGCCCUCAAUCUUUCCCAACAUCAGGGUCUUUUCCAGGGAGUCUUCUCUUCUCAUGAGGUGGCCAAAGUAUUGGAGUCUCAAAGUACAGAAGUCUCAGCUUCAGGAUCUGUCCUUCCAGUGAGCACUGAGGGCUGAUUUCCUUAAGAAUGGAGAGGUUUGAUCUUCUUGCAGUCCAUGGGACUCUCAAGAGUCUCCUGCAUGAUAGGCCAGUAUUAUUAUCCCCAAGGGGGCACUGGGGAAGAAUGGCUUGCGAGUUCUGAAGCAAUGAUUCACUUGCUUAAUUCUUUCUGGAACUGGCAACCUGCAGGGCGAUCUCUUGAAUCUAGCAGGAAAAGGUAAGAUAAACACCAUUCUUGUACAGAUCUAAAUAUGUUGUCACAGACAAGUGUUGGCAAACAGGCAUCACGUCUCCAUCCAAACAUGUCACACUUUUGAGUCAUAGCAUGGACAGGCAUAUAUUUGUGUAUGGGGAGGGGGGGAGAAGAGAAGCAAUGGGAUUUUCUCCUGCAUCUGUUUUGUGUUUCCCUCUGCCAGCCAGCCAGCCUCUCAGAUCUUUUCCAUCCCCCACCCUACGCUAGUGAACACAGGAAGAUUUCUGCAACUCACUCCAUAACCUACUUUUGCCUCCAGCAAAGGAGACAGGCAAAUUUCUCUUGCUUCACUCAUUGGGUUAAAAGGGAUCUGAGUGCUGGCUGCUUUUGCUUUAAUGGGCCUGUCUGGUUCAUCCCAGCACCCCCUGCAGGGAGUCUGGUUCUGGAGGUGCUGGGCAGACUGGGAUUAUUAGUGGCAAGUGGUGAAUGGCCCCAGGCUGGAAGAUGAGCCACUGUGUUUUCACGGCUAGAACUACAUUAUCUGCAUGGGAGAGGAAGUAUUUGGAUGGUGACCUCAUGUAGGCGUGCAUUCCUAAAAUGGCUGGAUAUCCCUUGUUUUCCCACCCACAAGGUCACUGGAACCCUGUGCGGCUAGGAACUCGGCGCUGGCUCGGUGUUCCUCCUACAAGGACAGUGCCCUUGUAUCUGUGUGGUGUCUGAAUGACUGAGGGUACGUUGUGUUGUUUGCUGUUAGCGCCAAGACUCCAGAAUGUGCUGCAUCUCCAGAGAACAUUGCUGUUAAAACAAAAUAAUUGCAUGUCUGUCCGAAAGACUUGGGCUGUAAAUUAUCGUAUUUUAAGCCUCAAAGCUGAGAUUUUUGUGCUGUUGACCUUUAUUUUCAACAGCACGGUUGUCCCGAAAUAGGAGAUGAAAUAAAGAGAGGCACGUUUGUGUGUGCAUAGAGUGUCUUUUCCUCAUAACUGAAGCCACAGUCUGCCACCACUUAGUCAGCAUUAAGGGUGGGGGCUUAUAAGAACGUUAGAAGACCCUGAUGGAUCAAACCAAUGGCCUGUCUAGUCCUGGUCUUACCUAUCCCUUUGCAGAAACCUGGAAGCAGGAUCUAAGCACAAGAACACUCGUCUGCUCUUGUGUUUUCCAACAACUGGUAUUCAGAAGCAUUGCUUCCUCUUUGUGAGGCAGAUGACCUGACUUCCUGGCAAGUUAGGGCCCCCCCCCAUAUUCUCUUUUAACGAAAUUGCAACUGCAAUCCUAUACUUAUUUACCUGGGAGGAAGAAGCAUUGCAAUCAGUGGGGUUUACCUUUAAUAGAUGAAUGAGAUUGCAUUGCAUUGCAUUGCGUGUUUGGGGGCGGGAAUGUUGGGUAUCAAGUCAAAGUUUAUUUGUUGUUGCGACCAUCCUGGUCAUUGCAACCAAAAAAAAAGGGGGGGGGAGUAUGAUAUGCAUGCUGUGCAUAGAAUAUGCAUAGAUACCCUGUUAAAAUACAGUGAUAACCGAGUUAUACAUAUUUGUGUAGGUUUGAAUUUUAAUGUAUAGAAGUUUCUAUAUUACAUUACCGAUCAGUCUUUACAGUCCACCAUAUUGUUGAACGUUCUCAGUUUUGGGGCUGCAACCGCGAAUCUUGCAACUCAUGAACUUACUGGAUCGAGACAGCAAAUAUGUGAUCUUCACUCGACCAUCCACAUCAGGCAUCUUACACAAUAGUUCACAAAUGUAUUUAGCUCUCAGUUCAGAAUACAUAGGGCAGUAGAGUACAUAAUGGUACAGAUGCAGGUAUAAUCCAGAUUAAUAAAAAGAAGUCAGUGUUGAUUCCAAUGGGACAUUGACUGUUCUCCCUUACGGUGCAAUCCUAUGCAAGUCCCACUGAGUUAAAAAUGGGACUCACACCCAGGUAAAUUGUAUUUAGGGUUACAUCCUAAACCACAGGCUUAUUUCUCUUUGCGGUAGCCUGAUUCACAGUGGUGAUGCUGUGGGCCUUCUUGGCAGCUUUAACUUAUUGCUAGUGGAUUAUGAUUUCGAGAGCUUGGAUUCCUUACUGGAAUAUUGGAGUGGCAAAUACGCUUUUAACACCUUCAUGUUUUGUGGAAGCGGGGAACAGAAUGAUGGUGUGUUGUGGGUUUUUAAAAAAUAAAAUAAAAUGAGAGGGCUCUUUCAAUUCUUCAGCCCCAAGAAAUAUGAUGUUUUGUGUUCUUCUGCAAAUGUUUCAUUUGCCUAUCCAUUGACAUCACUCCAGGUACCAGGACCUACGUGGUAGGAUUCUAUUAAGCUGUGAUGGCUGGGGCUGAUGUGUGUUGUCUUCCAAAACACCUGGAAGGCACAAGUUGGCAAAGGCUGUCUUCAAAGCCUCCUGGGGGUAGAAGUUGCUUGGUGGGUGGAGGAGGGGGCGGCACAUUUGCAGGUAAAGGAUCUCUCCAUAAAUGCUUGCACCCAGCCUUGAGUGGACUGCAAAUACGACUUUCAGCAAAGCCUGCAGAGCUACUGUGAGCAUGUGAUAAGAGGGAGCAGGCAGCGCUGUGACCCUGGAGUCUCCCUCCUUCUGCUGACUGCGUGAGACCUUGAUGAGAGUGCCGGGCCGCACCGCGGCAAUCUGUGCCUCAGUUUCUCCUUCAGCAGAGCACAGCCAAACCCCUAAACAAUGAUUAAUUAAUGACUGGCUUCCAACGCUUUGAGGUGGGAGGCUGAGCUGAGGCUAGAUAACAAUGAUGAGUUGUUUUGCUGCGUCUGGCUGACUCAGCUGCCUGGAUUCAGCACAGAAUGGAGCUAAUUGGGAACUGGGGAAGGUUUGUUCUGUCUCAUUCCUCCCCCCCCCCCCCAAAUAUCUGUGCUCCCUGUAAAUUCUGGAUUUCCCUAUUACCCUUUCUGGGCAGGGCGAGAGCACAGGGAUGUAUAUAUUUUUCUAUCAAUCUCUUCUGUUUGUGGGAUUGUGUGUGUGUGUGUUCUUCCUGUGUCCUCCAUCUGCCCUCUGGUGUCUUUCCCCUUGUCCUCUGGCUCAGCUUGUCCUGCAGCCACAAGAGAUGUAAUUUUUGGGCUCUGUUGAUGCUGGCCUCUGCAUCUCAGGGAGGAGCUGGCAGGGCUCUGGCAGCUCCAGUCUCCUAAUAACCACAAGUGCUGCAACGCCAGAGCUGGCAGGGAGUGGAGCGUAUCUGCACAGGGGAGAGCAUCGCAGCUUUGAAGGCCCAACGUACGCGUCUUCCGUUGUGUGGGCUUGUCAGAAGCUGUUCAGAGUAUACCAGCCUUGAAAGAUUUGCUAGCACUUCAGCCUGUGAAUUGUGUUAAUCCUAGAACUAUACAGAUCAGAGUGUCAUAAAGUGAAGCAGCCGCCCACAAAAUUGCGAUUGAGGCUAUCAAGUUUUCAGAAACUUGGAACUCAGUAGGGGAAGUUUAGCUCCAUCAUUUGCUUUAAAGCAGCACACGCACACGCAUGCACGCACGCACGCACGCGCACACACACAUACACACACAUACUUCAAAAGGUUGAAGCACUAAGGGGAUAUAAGCAGCCAAAAAAGAAAAGAAAGGAAAACCAAAGACAUAUUGGAGGAAAUUGCACAUGGUUGAGAGACUUGACCUUUCGUAACAGAAAAUUAAGACACUUUCCCUCAUAUGUCUUUCCCACAGCUACAGUUUGAUACAUGUCAUUUUUCACCAGUAUAAAAUGUUCAUCUAAAAUAAAGUCACUUCCCUUUAUUGGGACUAACUAAAAUGUCACAGUGGGCACACAAAGCAGCAAAGGCACAUUAAAAAAAAAAAAAGCACGAGGAACAUCAUAUGUGAGAGGAAUGGAACAAAUAAUCUCUCAUUCACUUUUAUAAAAGUGUGCUGAGACAAAUAUAUGUUGACGGAACUCCCAAGCCCAUGGUGAGUGUACAUUUUAGGGGAGAUAGGCACAUAAACUUUAUUUUUCUUGGUCACAUCCAGAGAUGGCGCUUAUAGUGCAGCAGAAGAUAAUGUUAUACAGUGGUGCCCCGCAAGACGAAUGCCUCGCAAGACGAGAAACUCGCUAGACGAAAGAGUUUUCCGUUUUUUGAGUCGUUCCGCAAGACGAGUUUCCCUAUGGGCUUGCUUCGCAAGACGAAACGUCUUGCGAGUUCUUGCGAGUUUGUUUCCUUUUUCUUAAAGCCGCUAAGCCGCUAAUAGCCGCUAAGCCGCUAAUAGCCGUGCUUCGCAAGACGAAAAAACGCAAGACGCGGAACGGAUUAAUUUCGUAUUGCGAGGCACCACUGUAACUCCUGAGCUGAAGAGUCAGCCCAAAGAACUAAUAAUAUGUAGAGCGCUCCAUCACCAGCCUACAGAAAUUCUUCCUCAUUGUAUUGUUUUUUGGACUCAGGGUGCUGACCCCUGUAACUUGGUAACUACACCUUCAUGCUCCUGGCAUCAAAAGGCCUAUCUUGUGAAAUUUCUUUCCUCCAUCAGUUUUUUUAAUAUGAACAUCCCUCAUGUGCCUCUGCUGAACUACCUGUCACUACACUUCGAUCUUGCAGAUUGUCUGGCAAGUUGUUUAACACCCAUUUCUAUAUUUCUACAAUGACCUCAGAAAUAAGGUUCUCAUCCUGGGCUCUCUCUGGCUUUCCUUCUACCCUCCCACACGAGAGCCUCCCAUUUAUUUCAGUGCAAUGACAUCGAAAAGCAUGCCUUCCCUCGUGACACCCCCCCCUUGCUCUUUCCCAUGUGCAUUAAGAAGUGAAACCUUCUCCAUGGUCUGUGGAAUGCCCUCCUCACAAGUACAACAGGUGCUGACAUUGCUAUUGUGUCAAUUCACAGCAUUUGUUUGCUCAGGUAUCUUAAUUAUCUUAACUCUUUAGUGGGUGAUCAUUUUAGCCUUCGCUGGGUUGUUGGUUUUUAAGCUGCACCUGUUUUGUAUUUUGAUGAAUUUGCUUUUUAAUUCACUUGGUUGUUGUAAUUUAUUUUGGAUGUGACCUGCCCUGGUAUUGGUAUCAAUGAAAGGUGGGCUGUAAAUUUAAUUAAUUAAUUAAUCUCCCUUUGUUGCCGUCUGUGGGCAAAACAAGGAGCCGGGUCAUUCCUCUAAUUUGAUAAGUAUCAACCAUCUUCCUUUUAGUCUUGUUGCUCCUUCAAAUGAAGGAAUCUUUCUUUAAUGUUGGUCGGCAUUUGUUGUUGUUUAGUCGUGUCUGACUCUUCGUGACCCCAUGGACCAGAGCACGCCAGGCACUUCUGUCUUCCACUGCCUCCCGCAGUUUGGUCAAACUCAUGCUGGUAGCUUCAAGAACCCUAUCCAACCAUCUUGUCCUCUGUCGUCCCCUUCUCCUUGUGCCCUCCAUCUUUCCCAACAUCAGGGUCUUUUCCAGGGAGUCUUCUCUUCUCAUGAGGUGGCCAAAGUAUUGGAGCCUCAGCUUCAGGAUCUGUCCUUCCAGUGAGCACUCAGGGCUGAUUUCCUACAGAAUGGAUAGGUUUGAUCUUCUUGCAGUCCAUCUUGCACUCUCAAGAGUCUUGCACUCUCUUGAGAGUGCAUUCUUGCACUCUCAAGAGUCUUGCCACUUGGUGACCACAAUCCUAGUAAAUGCCAUUCCAGCAGCAACAACACAGCAGCAAUAUGAGCCUUCUGCGCUACAGCAUCCUUACUCCCAUCUUCCUAGCCACUGUCCACGCUGACAUAAAUCCCACAGGCAUACAUCUAAAAAAUGAGAAGCUACUAUUGUCAUGUAAUCGGGCUCUCUCCCCCAUAUUGCUUUAGCAUUGUCCCCCUCCAUCUACCAUGCCUCACUCAAAAAAAAAAAAAAAAAAAAAAAAAAAUCACCACUCCUCCCUCUCAACUAGACCAGAAGUGAGGAACAUAUGGGCUACAAUUCUCACUAAACCUGACCAUUGCGCAUGCGUGCUAGGAGCGGAGUCCACCAAUGUGAACUAUGUGUUCCCCACCCCUGCUGUAGACACUCCACAUCAAACUAGGGUUUUGCCCUGAAACUUGUUUACAGAAUGCCAGGAUGCGGCCGUUGAACAGGUGAAGUUAACAACAGAGAGAAACUGAGAGCUGGAGCACAUCAUUUGCUUUCCCAUCAUUUGACAGUUUGAUUUGCAACCGUAUCUUUAGUGUUUACAUGGCUUCUCCCUGUUUUUAUCCCCAUAAAGCACAUUUGCAUUAGGUUAAUCCCAAGCUAGAGUUCAAGGCCAGGUUUGGGUUCUGAAAAAGCCAACCCUCUAGUCUAGCCUCUGCACCAAGAUUGCUGUGUUUAAAGUAUAUAUAUGAGUAGCGUUUAACCAGUGAUGGUUCACUCACACAUGCAAAUCAUUGCAACGGCUGCUGUGUUGUUCACCAAGUAAUGUGAAUGCAGAUGGCAAACCUUUGUAGGUAGACACUCAGAGCAGGUACAGUGUGCCUAUCCUUAACCGCUCCCGUCCCACCCUAGCAUGGAAUGAGAGGACGCUAGCCCAGAAAGGUGGCAUACAAAUGCUUAAAUCAAGCUUGUGUACGUAUCAUACCUUUAAAGCACACUCACCCCAAGAAUCCUGGGAACUGUAGUUUGUUAAGGGUGCUGGGAAUUGUAGCUCUAUGAGGUGAGCAACGGUACCUAGGAUUCUUUAAACAUAUGGUGUGCAUUCAGCUCAAGGGCGGCUCACUUGUUGCCCUCCAGAUGUUGCUGGACUACAUCACCCCAUCCCAUUUACAGUGGUACCUAGGGUUAAGUACUUAAUUCGUUCUGAAGGUCCGUUCUUAACCUGAAACUGUUCUUAACCUGAAGCACCACUUUAGCUCCUGCUGCGCCGCUGGAGCACGAUUUCUGUUCUCAUCCUGAAGCAAAGUUCUUAACCCGAGGUACUAUUUCUGGGUUAGCAGAGUCUGUAACCUGAAGCGUAUGUAACCCAAGGUACCACUGUACUCCCUUGCCCUGGGUAGUCUAGUAUUGCAGCUCAGCAACACAGGUUAGCCACCCCUGACUUAAGAUAAGGCAUUUUCAAAGGGCAGUAGGAAGCAACCUUAUACUGAGCCAGGCCUGCUCCUCUGAGUGGCAAUGGCUCUCCUCAGGGUUUCAUAGAAUUGUAGAUUUGGAAAACCCUGGAGGGUCAUCUAGUCCAACCCACUGCAAAGCAGGAAUCUCAGCUAAAGCAUCCAUGACCGUUGGCCACCCAACCUCUUGCUUUAUAACCUCCAAGGAAGGAGAGCCCAUAACCUCCUUUGGCAGACCGUUCUGCUGUCGAACAGAUCUUCCUGCCAGAAAGUUCUUCCUCCAGAAAGUUCUUCCUGGUAUCCUCUCUCCUUCCUUGCAACUUGAAGCCGCGGGUUCGAGUCCUACCCUCCAGAAGAGCAGGAGACAACAAGCUUGUUACCUUUUCCCACGUGGCCAGCCCUUGAGACGGUCGAAGGCAGGAGGCUCUUCUUCCAAACCCUACUGGAGAGGCCGGGAAUCGAACCCAGAUCCACACGAAACGUGGGCAUCCCUUUCGCCCGGAGCUGAAGUUGCACGGUGUUAGCCGAGCAAGGUCCUUUUCUCCAGUUCCACCCACCCCCUUCGCAGGGCUUUCCCUCCGCUUCCGCAGCCAACUUUACCCGCUACGCCUUUACGCAUCUGGUUACGUGUUCGUUUAUUUGGAGGGUCUCCCGCCGAGGAACCCCGGUCGCUCCCCCUCCCCUUCCCUCUCCUCAGCGGCGGUGUUUGCCGGGUCAAGCCUUGGCGCGGUCACGGCGGCGACGGCGGGGCGCUAGGACCCGGCGGCGAGGCGCCGCAGCCGACGACGCUCGCCCCGGCGCUCUCUCCUUCGCUCGUUCGUUGGCUGAGCUCGGCUUCCUGGCCAGAGACGACGACGACGACGGCCUCGCCUGGUGCGGCUUCGGCCUGCGCCACCCUCCUCCCCUCGCACCAGCCUCAGCCGGUGGCCGCCGCCGCCGCCGCCCACCCUUUCCCGCAGGCCAUGCUGCGGCGCGGGGUCCGACCUUUCCCUCAGCGCGGCGGGGCCAUGUGAAGAGCCGGCUGACACCUCCCUCAGGUGAGGCGUCCGGAGUGUGAGGUGCGCGCGCGAGGGGUGGGGGUGGGGUGAGGAAAGAGAGAGUAAUGCGUGGGGCUGAACCAAAAUGCGGACGGCGGCGGGGGGGGGAAGGGAAGGUGCGUAUGAGAAAGACGUGGCCCCUGAGGGGGAGCCGAGAGAAGUUUGGCCCGAGUCGUUGUGGGGGGGGGGGGAGGGAGCGAAGCAAGUUUCAUCGUAGGUGGGGGAGGGCGGCCGGCGGCGGUUGGUUUCCCUCAUUCCGCUCUCCCGAAGUGAGGGGCGAAGGCCUAGUCAGGAGAGGAAGGCAAGGGAGUGUGAGGGAGGACACGAAGCGCUCCCGCUUUGGGGUGAGACAGGGGGCCUCCUCCUCCUCCUCCCCUCCCCCCCACCCCAAAAGCCCUGAGGAGAAAAGAGGCUCCUUCGGUGGGGGAGGAGAAGCCCGUUGCCGAAGACAUAACGCCUCCCGGGGGCUGCGCGUGUUCGAAGCGCCGCGCCAACUUCUCUCAGGAGUCGUGUGGGGACGACGACGACGACGGGCUGGAGUUGGGAGCAGGCCCCGCGGGGCACCGGCUCUCGCCCUCACGUCGAUGCGGCGGGGCUCCCGUCUUCCCCAGCCCGGCAUGGCGCGGUAGUCGAGGAGGAGGAGGAGGAGGAGGAGGCUGGCGAGUCCCGGUAGCGGCAGCGUCGAGCGAGGGGAGCGUGGCCGCCGCUUCGCUCACCUCCGCAGGCGAACUGAAGAAGGGCAAGGCCUGGCCUUUGGGCUGGAAGCGUUUGGGGUUUUGCUCCCGGAGAAGAAUGGCGGCGGCGGCGGCGUUGGCGUUGUGGCUUAGUGUAUAGGAGGUGGGAAUUGGAUGUGUUUUAACUCCACUUGGAAGUUGGGGGAAAGGCGCCCUGAACGUUUUGUCGGGUGCCCUUAGUUGGCCUCGAAAGAGUGGCGGCCAGUUUUGCGGGGCCGCUCCCUGCGCUCCAGCUCUUCUUCCAUGGCGGCGAGGAGGGCUGCAGGUCCUUGAGUCUGAGGAGAUAAGGCUGUGGGAAGAUGGGAUCUGUGGGCUUCGCUAAGGAUCCCACUAGAUCGACGAGAAAAGGUCGUUCCCUUCUUGGGAGUAGGGACGUGACCCGGGAAUCCUGGCUUCCCUUUAGGGAUCUCUAAAUUUGGUGAUGCCGCUUGUGGAGAGAAUGGUUUGUAAACAAGGAUGCAGAUACCUGGGAAUCUUAUUAGCACAUACACAAGUCAUUAAUAUCCUGAACAGGGCUGGUGUUUGGAGACAGAAAUGCCUUUAUGACAAGUCUGUGGAAGAAAACCCAGGAAUUCUGCUUUGUGGAUGGAGAUUACAAUCGGGGAUUAUGGCUCCGAAAUUUGGGUCUGCCCUAGUUUUCAUAUUGGGCACCGGAAGGAUUUUCUAGUUACUGUGGGUCCCCAUCAAAUAUAGUUUCUGAUACUGGAGGUUUAUUUAGCAUGUGUACAGGAAGUGUUAUUUGUAUGUAGGUGGUAUGGGGCAAUUUCUGAUGGCAGUCUUCUGGGUAUUUCGGAAGUUGAGAGGCCAAGAUCUUAGUACCAUGAGGGAGGCUGCAAAUGUGGUUUGGCUGGAUGAUGGUUAGGGCUGAGAGAGCCCUUUGUGUAUGUGUGGAGGUGGGGUGUGAGCAUAGGGAAUCCCCGGUGACUGGCAGUGAGGUGACUGGGAGACCAGAGCUGUCUCUUCCCCUGCUUACAGCAUUUUGAUGCAAACAGCCCUCUUUCCUCUGCUCCCUCCCCCAACUUUGCAGGAACUGGCCGGGAAAUGGCAGCUGUGUUUGUUGCGUUCUGAAAUGUCCUUUUUAAUCAGAUUUGGUUUCUGUUUCUGGCUUUCCCUAAACUCCUUGGCUAGAUUAGCCCUAUUCCCCAGCAGCCAGUUGGCACAAGAUCCUGUAGUUUAGGGUUAUCACCACCUUCUUUUUAAAGUUACAUGGAAUUUAAAGAGGCAGUCAUAUAUAUUCUAACUUCACAAAAUGGGAAGCUACAAAGCAGGGGUCAGCAAACUUUUUCAGCAGGGGGCCAGUCCACUGUCCCUCAGACCUUGUGGGGGGCAGGACUAUAUUUUUUUUGGGGGGGGAGAAAUGAACAAAUUCCUAUGCCCCACAAAUAAUCUUCAUACGUGUCACACUUACAUAUAGUUCUCAAGUAUAUACUUAUUUUAUGAUUUGCCUAGAGUACUGCCUAGAGUACACCAUUUAUCCUGAGGUAUUUGUUAGUGGGUCAUUCUUGGUUGCAUUCACAGAGCAUUCUCCCUUUCCUUUUUGUUGGAUUUCAAGUGAAGCAACAUAACCAUGGAAAACCAAACAGUGUAAGGUUACUAACAGAUAUAUUGUCACUGAGAGGUAAAUUAUGGCAGCCUUCCUAAAAGAAGUCUAUCCACGAUCCCUUUUCAUCUUGUAUUUCCUGCAAAUUAAAUCACGUGGCCCAUAUUUUAAAGCACAGAUGUGGGGCAUGGCUUGUGACCUUCCUAAAGUUGUUGAUCUACAACUCUCUUCAUCCUUAAAUGUUGUCCAUGCUGCCCGGGGUUGAUGGGAGCCAGAGUUGAACAACAUCAAGAGAGCCACAGGCUCCUCAUACAUUUUAAGACAUUUUUGUGUUUACAGGGGCUUGGUUGCAUUGCACAGAUAUAGAACUUGGCAGUCCUCAGCAACUGAAAAACAGUUACUGGUUAAAAGGUUCUAGAUUCUUCUUGGCCUCAACCAAUGGUAAUCUUUCACAAAUGUCAUAACAUACCCAGGACCUCCCUCUUUCAUAAAAAGAAAGCUUUAAUAAGAUGGUGCACCUAAUUUAACUCCUGUUCCCAAUUUGUAGUCUUACAAAUACGUUACUGUAAAAAGAAAAAGAAAUUCUACAUGAAAAGUACUUAAUGUGAUUUUUUUUAAAAAAUCAAGGUUUUUGUUGUUAAUUUCUGCUAGGGCAAGAAGAGCAUUUUAUGGUGAAGUAUGGAGGUAGGACUCUCAAAGUAGGACUGACCACAUUGUCUGAAGCACAUUUUGACAGCUUAGGACAGGAGGUCUUAAACUUGUAGGCAGAGUGUUUCAUUUCUGUGGCUGGAGAGCAUGAGUAUGCAUCAAACUCCACACCCAUUCACUAAGAAUAGUUAAAAACAGAAGAGGCCCUGACUCGACAAGGCUGUAACCCAUCUGUACAUACUAUUAACUACUUGCCCUGCCCACGGGGAGAAAUGAACGACUAUGGUUUCAUCCUUUGCCACUUUCUCAGGCUAUAGGAUUCCCUGCUCCCAUCCUUUUCAUACAUUUGAAACAUCUGCUUCUGCUGGGAUCACAUGAGAGACAUAGGCCUGAGAUAUUUACAAAUAGGACCUCUGUCUAUAUCAGCUGUUCCGUGUUAUUCUGGCAUGUGCAGCUCCUGUCAAACCACACCCCUUCCCUUUAAACUGUUUCAGUCAUUCUUGUUGGCUGCAAUUAAUUCAUCCAUUUUGCUUGGCUUCUUUCCUAACAAACCAUUCUGCCUUCCCCUUUAAUUACAAGGCCUUCCCAGCACUUCACCUCAGCUCCAGCUCUGUUUGUCCCUGUGCUGGAGCAGCAGCUGCCUUUUCUGCUACUACCCUGUCCCUUAAAGGGAUAUUCACAGUAAUUUUAUGGUUCAACUCAGCUGCUGUGCACUGUCAGGGUAGGAUCCAUUGCUUUUUGAAAGGGGAGCAGCAAGUGGAAUAGGUGGCCUUAGUGUGUUGCAGAGAUGAUUCCUGACAGUGCAUAUUGAGUUGAGGGAAAGGCAUUUUCCCUGCUGCUAUUAGUAGAAGCCUUUCCCCACCCCCAUCUCUGCAGCUACAGAAGCCUUGCAGUUUAGGUGGUGGAGCUUGGCAUGACAUUGCAGUAAUAGAGGUGUGUGUGGGAGAGAGAAGCUUCGUGAUGUGAGGGAGAUUGAAGCAGUGAAGCAGAAGCUAUGGAUGAAAUGCGUAUUUCAUUAACAUUUAGUUUAUUUAUUUUUACACCUGGUUUGGGUACAUAAAUUUGAUUCUGACAAUGAUUACUUCCUGGGGAGAAAAGGGCAGGGUGAUUGAUUUUGACCUGGUCAAUUAUCUAAGUAUGUCAGCUUGGCAGAAAUAAAGAUUCUGAAAAAGAAGCAGCUCUGCAUUCUGGUUUUAUCUCUCUAAAUGACUUUUUGACUUUACAUUUUGGUCACUGGCACUUUCCUUCCAGGUAGUGAAGCAUUUCUAAGCUCUGUCCCUGUGCAAGGGCAUUUGGAAAGGUGCUGUUCAUGUUUUCUGUUCAAGCAUACAGAUGGGGGGUACGGUGUAUGUUUUAAGCAAUAUUGAGACGCUUCUAGAGUUAAGGCUGCAACUUUUUUGGCUUAUGGAGCCCACCCCUCAGAAGGAAUGCACAUGCCUAGAGAGGAGGAGCCCACACCCUACUGCUUAGCUCUCUUUCAACCACUACUACAGUAGCAGGGGGAAAUUUCUCUGUGGAAUGUGCUAGGUGGUUUUUGUCCUCUUCUCUGUAGCUUUCUUCUUAAAAGCCUUUCCAUUAUUUUCCCUUUUGUCCCCCCCCCCCCAUAUAGCUUUUAUCUGUCAUUCUUAAUGUUCACUGUAUGCUUAUGGCACAGCUGCCUUCAUAUAAGCAGAGUUCAUUGACCAUGACAGGUAGCCAUUCCUGGUACAGUGGUACCUCGGUUUAAGAACAGUCCUGUUUACAAACAAUUUCAUUUACGAACUCCACAAAACCGGAAGUAGUGUCCUGGAUUGCGAACUUUACCUCGGUCUAAGAAUGGAAUCCAAACAGUGGAAGGGCACCGGCGACAGGAGGCCUCAUUAGGAAAAGUACACCUCUGUUUAAGAACAGUUUUGGUUUAAGAAUGGACUUCCGGAACAGAUUAAGUUCGUAAACCGAGGUACCACUGUAUUGGUUCUGUCUUGAGGAGGCACACAGGAUGGGCAACUAUUCUUAGUGCCAAAAUUUAUGAAGUAGGUACUAGGUUCAGUAAAACUUUUGAAACAAAUAGCAAAUACAGGAGGGGGAGGAAAGAUAACCAUGGCUUUCCUUUUAAUGUGUUUGUUCUCAGACUGUGAACUGUUUGAGAGGGUUGGUGUCAUCUCUCCUGUUAAGUAAAUGGACCUGUGUCAUCAUUAUUUUUGAGGGGUAUCCUAAUAUUAGGUCAUUCCAUAGGAGUCGCCCAAGUGCAAGUGUCAUAUCUUUCUACUGUUCAUACUUUUAUAUAUACAGGAUGCCACACUAUAUUAAAGGUUUGUUGAAGUUUGUUCUGAGCUUUGAGUGGAAGAAGUAUUAUUUAAUAGCGAGGCUUCAUGGCAAAGCUUCUGGAUUCAAGAUGUAAUAUAAACUGUGGCUGCUGUAAUUAUUUUAGUAAGGAAGUUUCCUUGGUGACUUAUUGUGAUGUACGUGCUUACUUAUGCAGAAGAUGUAUAUUGUCAGACUGGUCUGAAUCUGUAGCUUACACUCCAUCCUCAUUCAUUCAUCCAUGUGUUGCCUUCCUUGGCAGCUGUCCAGACCUGCCUUGAGCAUUUUCUCUAUAGUCUUCUAUUUCAAAGGGGUGGGGAGGGAAAGGUCCUGCUUGAAGCUGGUAGGAAUGCCAUGUUUGGGAGCCACAGAUGUCCCACUGGACACGCAGGGAAUGGACUAGGCCCCAUGCCAAGAGAUUAUGCCCUCUGCUUUAUUUUCAUCCAGCUUCUUUGAACAGUGCAUCUAUUUAGUGCAUUAAUUUCUGUAACAGGAAAUGGUGGCUUUUUCCCAGAGCUGCAGAGAGGCGAAAGUUCAUCUGCAUCCCUGUGGAAUGAGAAAAUGACUAGCUAGGCGGGGGCGGUGAUGCUUUGGUAAAGCUUGCAUCAUCUGAUGAGGAAUUUUCACAUACUACUUUGCAGUGCAUGAGGCCUAGAAAGCCACGGAAGGAGCAGAGACUUUGCAGUCAGCCUGCUCAGUAAAAUGUUUUUAAAAGAGGAACGGCCCUGCAUUAAUACAUUGAAUCCCUCUUUCUCAGUAGUAAUGGAGUCUUUUAAUCACUUUUCCAGAACUGUUUGGUCCUUAGGUUUCCUCUCCAAGGAAAGCAUUUUAGGGGCCUAUUUGUGUGGCAAGUGGACUUUAUAACUACAUAUUAAGAACCAUCCUGUGGACAUAUUGCUAUUUGAUAGCUAAGUGAGAAUAACCCUGAAGCUUGCAAAAGAGAUGUGUUUAAAUAGAUUCUGGUGUUAGAAUGGAGUGCCUGAGUGGAUUUCAGAACCCCUGGCUGAACUUUCCCCAUUCAAGAUAAGUUGAAAUUGGUGCUGCUGGUCACCUCAUGACAUACCGUAUUUUUCCAUGUAUAAGACUAGGUUUUUUUACUAAAAAAUAAUGUCAAAUAUUAGGGGGCGUCUUAUACUCUGGGCCAUCUCCCCCCCCCCAUUUUCUUAAAUCUGAGUCCCCCAAAAUAGGAGGCGUCUUAUACAUGGGGGUGUCUUAUAGACAGAAAAAUAUGGUAUAUUUUUCUUAUAAGGAUUUCAAUGUGAGGACUUACAUUGUGUGUUUGGGGAAAUUUCCCUUUCUCCUAAGAGGCAGAGAUCAAUCAGUCAAUGUUGAACUUAGUUGCACAGUUUCUGAUGAAAGCCUGGGUUUUAUCAAAAGGGACACAAUGGCUUUAAAUAUAUGGACAUUAAACUAACUGUCCUAUUGGUAUAGCAUCUGACCUGCUUGCUAAUUUCGAGAGCUAGUGUAGCAUAGUAGCUGCAAGACUGAGGUGUUAGCCAGGAAAUCACUAGUGCACCACCUGACUGGCCAUAGGUAAGCCAUUCUCUCUCAGCCUGCCCCCCAUUUCCAAUAUGGGGAUAAUAGUAUUGUUUUAUCUUACAAUACAGUGGUACCUUGGUUUGCAAACAGUCUGGUUUGCAUACGUUUUGGAUUACAAACACAUCAAGCCCGGAAGUGCAUGUCCCAGUUUGCAAACUUUUUUUGGAUUACGAACAAAAAAAUUUGGAGGCCCCCUUGGCGAAAGCGGGCCUUGGGUUACAACCUGUUUUGGUUUACAAAUGGACCUCUGGAAUGGAUUAUGGUUGUAAACCAAAGUACCACUAUAUCUUGUUCUAAGGAUUAUUGGGAUAAGAUGUGAUAAAACACUAAAUGUCUUGGUAUCUUUUGUUUAGUCACUGGCUAACAUGUUAUGUUGGGGGAUUUUUUCACUGCUGUCUGUGAAAAGCAGCAUCUAUGUAAUGACUUUAACUUUCUGUUGCAUCUUUUGCAUUUUCUUUUCUCCUUAGAAAUGGAGGCGAACAACCAUUUUAAUUUCACUGGCCUUCCCUCUUCACCUGCUGCCUCAGGACAGAAACCUGCGCCUUCCUCAGGGGACAAUGUCUACACAAAUGGAUCUCCCAUGAACUUCCCUCAGCAAGGGAAAAGUAAGUGUGGGGCAAUGGACCUGGGUCUUUUGACCUUAGUGACAGGCAUCAGCAUUGAUCAUACAUGGUCUUAUAGCAAACACUGCUAGCCCUUGCCUUUAUAGAUUGAAGUUCCACUUCUUUUCUGAGUAUCUCUUUGCAGAAUGGUAAGGAGAACUGUGUGGAUGAUGGUUGUGCCUCAGGAGGAGUGUAAGGAACUUGAAUACCACAGCAACAGGCAAAGUUGUCUGUAUUCUCACAGGCCACUGCGAAAGCACAACUGGAUAUGAUGUGAAAAUCUGAUAUUUUCUUUCUUACUGUUAAAGGUGGGAGAAAGAAUUAAGGCUAGUCAUGGAGUAAAAACUCAGAUGAGUGCUGUUUGCCUGCUGGGAAUGAAACAUGGGAGGAAUUCAACUUUGCACUCUUCUGAACGUUCUGUCAGUUCAAGCAUUUCUUCUUGCUAGGUGGAAUACUCUCCCCUCCCCCCCCACCGUGUUCUGUUCUGGGGAUUCUCCUGACCCUCUUGAGUAUGGGUAGGCAAACUAAGACCCGGGGGCCGGAUCUGGCCCAAUCACCUUCUGGGUAUCAGCAUGUUUUUACAUGAGUAGAAUGUGUCCUUUUAUUUAAAAUGCAUCUCUGAGUUAUUUGUGGGGCAUAGGAAUUUGUUCAUUUCCUCCCCCCCUCCGAAAAUAUAGUCCAGCCCCCCACAAGGUCUGAGGGACAGUGGACCGGCCCCCUCCUGAAAAAGGUUGCUGACCCCUGCUCUUGAGCAUAUGGGAGGAAGCGGGGGGGAAGCCCUGUUGUGCUUGUGGAAGCCCUUGCGCUGGUUUCUGCUAGCAUGCUGAGUUGCAUGUAUCUGGGCUCAAGAGUUGUUGCUGUUUCAAAUAUGUUAGAAUUCAGUUAAAGCAAGCUUGGAAGGGCUUGUGAAGAUUUAGGAUAAUCUGUGUAAGGCAUUUCCCAGUGUGCAGUUUUUAUCUGACCUUGCAUAAUUUCUUCAGUAGUGGUGUUGCUUCCCAAAGGUUUAUUAAUUUUAAUUAAUUAAUUUGGCAGAAUAUUAAAGUGAGGCUAUUGCUUGUAAACUAACAAAGAGUGCACAGAGGAGCUGGGGAUUGGAGAACAUAUUUUAAAAACAGCAACAACCUAAGGCAAAUCUCAAAAGCUGCUGAAGUAAAAGUGUGUAUUCCUGAAAACAUUCCCAAUUUACAGAUGUUGCAAUAUGACCACUCUUUAAGAAGGCACUUCAAGAAAUAAAGAAGGUAACUGUAAAUUGAAGAGUUUUCAGGAAAAAACACCUUUUUAGGUUCACUUCCUUGUUUGGAGGAGAGGGUUGGAAAUGGUGUUGUCCUUUCCUCUUCCCCUUUAUAGAUGUUGAAGAUCUUUCUAGCUACAUUGGAAGGAGAGAGUCUGCUUGGGUUAUGACACUACUUAGCUCAAAAGAGGAGCCUAACCUGGCUGCCUUUUUCUCCUUAAGAUGCCUACUGAAUACAAGUAUGGGAGGAUGAAACACUUUUCAGUUUCCUUCUAGAGCAUGGAAAUGCUGCUUUGUCUUUGAUUGAUAGUAGUUCUAAUCAAUGACCAAGACGUCAUUCCCCCAUAUCCCCUCUUUUCCACCUAGGCUCAAAAAAUAAAACGGGGUUACCCCAUUUUCUUUAUCCAGAAAUGUUCUCCCCACUGGCUUUCAAGGAGCCAGUAGCCUUUCUAGAAUUCUGUCUAUCUGGUCAUACAGGGUAAAGGUCUUCAAAACAGACCAACACUCCACUUCUGUUGCUGCUUCUGUUGUUCUGUGGGCCUCUGCCGUUUUGGCUGUUAGGACCCUGUCUAGUUUGCAGUCCCUAGCUGCUACCACCUAUUUUACCUUUUCCACUCAGAUUCCGAUAAAGUUUCCUCCAAAAACCUUUAGAAUAAGUACAGAUACAGCCACCCCAGAAAUAGUAGCACUAUAAAGGUCAGCCCAGCCAUUGCAGUCCUCAUUGAUUAAGGAUAGAAACGGAUCAAAAUUAGCAUCAUCUUUUUCCAGAAGACAAGAAAGAAAAUACAUCCUGAUUACAGCUCUUCCCAUACUGAAGACAUACUAGGUGGAAAAGACUACAUACAUUGGGAGGUGAGGGGAGAAAGGGGGGCAUGUCAACAUUUGUUAAAGGCUAAUGCAUCUUUUAUCAUUUGUAGUUACCAAGAAAAACUUAGAAACAUGACUUGAGAAUGUGGCAAAAAAUAGAAAUCAGUAGGCAAGGGGAGGAAAUAAUUGGGGGGGGGGAUUUGGCAAAAAAGGGAAUGGGUUCAAAUACUACAUAUGAGAGAAGUAGAUGCACUGAGGUGUGCACGUGUCUUUUUGCCUUGCCCACCGUCCAAGGAGCUCAGGGCAAAGUUCAUGAAGUUAUUUCAUUCAGUCCCUUCAACCAUCUUGAGGUGUGCUAGAGUGUUGGCUUGGGCUGAUCUUAAACCCAGACCGUGUGAUGAAUUAAUCUCAGAGCCCCCUCUGUAAAAUCAGAAUAGUGACCUACCUCAUAGGCCUGUUAAGAGGACAGAGACUGUAAAAUUCUUCUUCAAAGUACAUGCUAAUACACAUUUCUUAUCCAAUUUACUCAACUUCAUUGUGUCUUGUUUUAUCUCCCCACCCCCCCACCCCUAUUUUGUAAAAAGAGACAGGCCCAAAGGUGGAUAGAACUUUCUCCUCAGUCAGUGUUCCUUGCAUUUGUUGUGAGUUUUUAAUAGCUUUUUUCCUUCCUUUUGUUUACAGGUUUGAAUGGAGAUAUGAAUGUUAAUGGCUUAUCUACUGUAUCUCAUGCUAGUACUUCAGGGACCCGCUCCUCAACCAACUCACACCUCCAACACCCCUAUGACUAUCUCUGGAACUAUUCUCAGUACCCAUCUGGCAAUGGCAACAACCUCAAGGACAGCCCACUGUUCUCCCAGUAUCCACUGAACGGUAUUGCUGGAGGUAAUCGGCAAGGCUCACCUGGGCACACCACCAAUCUGAGGGGAAGUGGCAGUGGGCAAGAGUUCUGGGCAAACGGCACUCCAGGGACCAUGGGACUUAACUUUGAUUCAACAGAGCUCUAUGACUCUUUCCCUGAUGAUCAGAAUUUUGAAAUCCUGCAAAAUGGCCCAUCCAGCUUCUACACAUCAUCUCAGCCUUCCCCUAUGCUUGGCUCUGGCAGCCAGGACUUCUCACCACAGCAGGAUGAACCAGGCAAUGAGGAGCCAGUGAAGGAAACCUCCUCGGCAGUCUCAGAAAAUGGCACCAGAUUGAUUGGCAGCAUGGAGCUGGAGAACACACAGCCAGGUAUGACUGCCAAUGGUACCCAAACUUUUUAUCCAGGAAGCUUACCUUUGCAAUAUGAUACCCCUGCCUGUCUGCCCCAGAACACACUCAUGCCUGUAUUAAUCAUUAGGCUAUGGUAAAAGGCAGGGCCUUUGCUAGACUGAGAGUCUUAUUACAAUGUAAUUAUCUAAGAGCAUCUUAGGAUGGAGAUUUGUUGAUCCUGCUCAUUGUGCCAAGUGCCAUUAAAAUUCUUCACAGUUCAGAAUUUUAUGGUUGUUCCCCUAUUGCAUGUUCUAGCUAAGGGAGCAGUGAUGGAGAGAAUGAAUCAUUAUGCCUGCUUCACUUGGAUUUUAAAAAAUAUAUUUACAAUAUUUAUAACCUGUCCUUCACUGGUUGCCCGAGGGUGGAAAUAUAUACAUCAUUAAAAUACUUGAUUUUAACUACUCGAAAAUCAAAUGCACCUAGAAUAUUUAAAACUACUGAUUAGAAUAUUCAACAUCCCUGUUUCAUUAAAGCUAGCAAAUAAAUUUCAAAUUGGUGACUCGCAAUAUUAAUCCUCCCCAACCCUCCCAGAGUCUAGGCGGACAGGUCUGUCUUCACCUGCUGGCAAAAAGCAAAUAAUGGUGCAUGAUGCAACUCGUAAGGGAGGACAUUCCAGACAUGCAUUCCCACCAAAGAGAAGACACUGUUGCAUCACUGCCCCUGAACUUGGCCUAGCAGGGAAAUCACACGUAGAGCCUCCCCUGCUGAUCUUGGUCCAUGGGCAGGCUAAUAUGAGGUGAUGCUUCUCCCGGACUAUUCCUAUCCAUGGAGUCUACUUCAGUGUGAUUCCAGACAACCUUCUACUUCAAGUUCCUAUCAGACUUGGCUUUAGGAGGCCUCUAGCUGUCUUGCUGCCUUCCUGCUCUGGCCAGAUUUCAAAGGCCAGUUUGCCACCUGAAAAAAAAUCUGGACAGCUACUUGAAAAUGCAGAGGUGGCAGAGAAGCAAUCUUUCUUUGCCACUACCACCACCUAAGUUUAUACCUGGGAGUUUCAGUCAUAUAGGCCCUGUGCUGAUCAUGAAUUGCCCUUUAAGUCACCAGAAGGCACCUGCAGUUAAGGGGGACGAGAGCGACAAGUCCACACUGGUGUUGUUCAUAGAUUUUUGGAAAAUCCUGUGGAAGCAAAAUGAGGGUGUGAACUCAGGCAAAUACAAGUCACAUAUCAGCUUUGAAGAGGAAUGAGGUUGAGGUGUGUUUGAGCAGCAGAAUAACUUACUUUGGUUCAGUGUCAAAAGACCAUGACUACAGAUAAGCUGUAUAUGUGGACCUUAACUCAAAAAGCUUUGCAAUCCCAGAAGUACCUCAUGGACCUGGAGCUUGCUGUGUCAUGUCAAAGGCUAUUCUUAGAGUGGGUGCUUUUGUCAAGCAACAAGGCAUUAUCUGAUGCAGCUUUCAAGGUACACUGGAGUGUUACGUUAUUGAUUUGCUUUGGCGACAUCAUCAGACACUUUGUUCCACAAAAGGCAAAAGUUCCUGACUUUACUUUGCCAUCUAUGCUGAUUAGUUGUUUUGUGAUGUUCUGUUCAUUUGCGUAACUUCUCUGGUUCUAAUUGAUGGCUGACCUUUUAAUGAUGUGGAAAGUAUAAUAUUAGCUUUUAAAAACAAAAAUCUCUUGCAGAGUUGAAAAUAUGUGGCUACAGUGGUCCUUCUCCUGUUGGUGAGCCUCUUAGCCAGGAAGCUUCUGUCUUGGAACCUGAUGCUGGAGGUGGUUGUCUGGAAGAUGCUUCUCGGAUUCCUCCUCCACUGGAGGACCCCUUGGAACCAUUCGAAUCACUGGACAGAGGUAAAGGGGUCGGGUUUUGCUUUUGCAUCAUUUCCAUGUAGUCAUCAGUUAUGGCGACAGCUAUAUGGAGUUUGCUGGAUAAGGGGCUUCUCUGGAUAGUUUGUCCUGAGGCCUGUAUAAAUGCAGUCAGUAGCAACUUCUCUGCUGAUCACAAAGUGUUCUGUGCGCUGUCUGCAGCUAGCUCCCAUGUGUGAGCAUGUGCUGCUGCUGUUACAGAUGUGCAGGCUCUGCAGUAACAUUGUCCUUGUGCCUUUUGAUACUUGCCCUCUAAGCCUAGGCAGCUAUGGGCAAAAGUGCUAAGCCUGUUUGCCCUUUCUCCAUCUUACUGAUGAUUGUGGCUAGCUGCUAAAGUAAAAACAUUCAGAUAGGAUUAAAUAGGAGACUCGUCAGUGUAGGGACCCUAGCAUUAAUGGUACUAAAGGCACAUGCUCACUUUUGAAUUUCCUCUUGAGCUAUAUUUCUACAUAAUGCCAAAUGGACACUUUGAGAGUCCCAAAAUAGCAAUUUGGGGUCAGUUUGUGCUGUAUAAAACAAUAGACAGGUGGCAAAUAGGCUACCCUGAAGAGAACAGCUGGCUCGUAAAUUUGGCACAGGAAGAGUUAUGGACUCCAAUUUUGGUCCACUACUUAAACUUCAUACCUGACCUUUGAUCCCAAUACAGUGGUACCUCUGGUUACAUACUUAAUUCGUUCCGGAGGUCUGUUAUUAACCUGAAACUGUUCUUAACCUGAAGCACCACUUUAGCUAAUGGGGCCUCCUGCUGCUGCCGCGCCACCAGAGCACAAUUUCUGUUCUCAUCCUGAAGCAAAGUUCUUAACCUGAGGUAAUAUUUCUGGGUUAGCGGAGUCUGUAACCUGAAGCUUAUGUAACCUGAAAUGUAUGUAACCCGAGGUACCACUGUACUAGUGUUUGGAAGCAAGUUGCCUUAAGCGUAGAUAAACAUCUCCUUGCAGGAUCCUUAUUUUCCAGCAGUACUUUAAGCCAGAGAUUCAAACUGAAUGCUUGUAGCUGUCUAUAUAUAACUCCAUUAGAUUUUUAAUGCUAUCAAUUUUAUUAAACUUUAUCCAGAAUAACCCCCAAAAAAUAAAUAUUGCAAGUUUCACAAAAGCAAGAAGAGCAUGCACGCUGCUAUAUGUAUAAAUUGAGGUCCACAAUGCAUAUUCCAAUAACUUCAAAAUAGCUUCUGUCUUCAUUGGCCUAAAUAGCGCUACCCUUACCAUUAUUUAUCCAUAGAUAAUAGGUGUUUAUCAGUCGUUACAGCUUCAUUAUUUAUUGUUUUACCAUGAAAUUACAAUUCUUGUUGCUCCUAAUAGAUUUUGGAUCAGAUAUAUUUACUGGAAAUAUAUUGCUUACAAUAUCCCAAUAAUUAAGCAAUAUAUAGGUUAAUUGACCAUGCUCUAACACCAUCCCCCAACAUGCUUUAAUACCCAUAUGCUUCAAUUAUCAUGCAUUGCCUUGUGUUUAUAAGCCACUAUCCUGACCACAUCUUUUCCAGUAUUUGCUAUUAAACUUUUUAUCCACCGUUAAGUCAAUUAACACUCAAAUUAAUUAUUUUAACUCCCUUAAGAUGAGGAAAGUGGCUGACACUGAUGAAGGCAUAUAUAUUCCUUGAUCUUGAGCAUGUUUCCCAAUUUACUACCUCAGUUGAGGAUAAUUGAAUUCAAAAUUAUAUAUUAUUCCUUUAUCCACCUUCCUGAGUAAUAGGUUUGCAACAUUGGAAGAGGUAUGAAAACAUAAUGGUUUUCCUAAACAAAAACAUCAGAUUUUAUGAAAGUUGAUGAGGAAGUUGUUUCUCAUCAGUUUUUCUAAUACCUUUUCAUAUAUAGGUGAUCCAAUUUAUAAUCUUGUUUUUCCACAUUUCUGAGAAUUCUCCCAGGAACUGGGGAAAUCUAAUUACUGUGUUGGUUUUCACUUUCAUGAAACCGCAGGCAAUUCCCUUCUCCGUGUGUGAAAAAUCAUGUGAAAUGGGAAGUCCCUGGUUAAAAUCCCCUUCUGCCAUGAAGGUGUUGUUGGCCUUAUGUGUGCCUGUAUUCCCUCUGCUUCAGUUUUCUCCCUGUGAUAUGGACAUAAUACUGCUCCAUCUGUAGUAGAGAUUACAGAGCAGGAUAUAAAGUAUGCUAUAAAAAUGCUAUUAUUAACAAGCAGACACUCAUGGUUUUCUAUCUUGUCUUAACUUUACUUUUUUUUAAAAGGUGGUUUUCUAAAAAGAAUUGCAUAGCCAGUGUGACCAAGUGAUUAGAAAGUUGAACUUGGACUGGAUUUCAAAUCCUUAGUAAAUCAUGGUUGGCCUUGUCCAAGUUGCAGUCUGUUUUCUCCCUCUCUUUAGAAGAGUAGUAUUAAAGACGAGUCUCAUUUUGCAAAUUAAUAGUGCUCUAGAGCAUGUAAGUGAUCCUGUGAUCCUAGCUGAGAGUAUUGUGGGGGUGAGGCUGCUGAGUUGGAUGCUAAGCAACAGAUGUUUCUCCCGAUUCAUAAAUUGCAGACCCAGGGACAGGAGAUCUUUAUGAAAUGGAUACAUCCGAGCUGGUGAGUGGCAAAUCUCCUCUGGAAGACCCUCCUGACAUCUCUGCCCUGGAUUGUCCUGGCAGCCCCUCUCUCAACCCUUCGGACUCAUUCAGUCUAUUGGCGGAUGACAGCCAGCCUGACACCUCACUUUUUGGAAAUGCCAGUUUGGCGCCUGUUCUUGAAGAGUCUGUUCUGCAAGGUGAGAAAGGACUACAGGUUCUAAGAGAUAUAGCUGCCCCUUUGUUUAGAGGAAUAUUGAACUAUAAAUUUUAUGGUUUGACUCUUCUGGGUUGUAACAAAAGAAAUCUAGAGUCCUGGUGGGCUGUGUUCUAGUAAUAAAUUAUCUUGUAAUUAUUGGCAACAUUGUAGCAUAUGUUCACUUGAAGACGUAUAAAUGAAGGUUUAUAUGUACAGCCAUUAUGUUUUUGUUUUGGUAUAGAUGGGGAUUAAAUUUCUUCCAUUGUCUGAGGAUAAUCAUAAUCUUAACUUCAUAAUAUCCUGGAGGGGGGUGCUGUGAUAAUGCCCAGUAGGUUGUUAUUAAACUGUACUGAAUUAUAUUAGCCAUCACUGAAGAGGCUGUAUAUCUACUUUUUGAGGUGCAUGUAGACUUUGCAUCUCAUAGCAACCACAGUAUAGAAUGGAAAAUGUGUGCUAACCCUUGAGUAAAUUCAGUACAGAAGAUAAGGAAUUGGUUAAAUUUGGAAUGCAUAGAUGACGUGACUCUUUUAUAUCCUGUGAGGCCUUCAGUUUUCUCCCCCUCUUCCUUGAAGUCUGUUUGGAAGUGUCUUAAACAAUGCACAGUGGGGAAAACUAUGCUGGGAAAAGAACACAUAGCCAAGGCAGGAUUAAUCCCUGACCUCCUGCCCAUCGGCUGAUGUCACCAGUAUCAUCAUUUGAUGGAUGGGUUGGUGUAGUUAAGGGGAAACAGCCUUACAAGUCAAAUUGGACCUCCUAAUGGGCCAAGAUUGACCCACAGGCCAGGGGUUCCACACCCUGACUUAGCGCAAAGUGAGUAAUUUAUGUGAGUACUCUUUAAGUGUGUCGGUAGAUGUAUAACUAAGUACUGGUAACCCCUACUCUUCUUCAUCUGUCUUCGCUUUUCUAGAUUAUAAUUAUUUUCCUCUCUGCAUCCCCAUUUACCUGUUUUUGCCUUCUUUGCUGCAGACAGCAGCCUGGAGUUAACAGCUGUGAGUGAAGUAGGACAAGAGGGCACAGAAUUUCUGGAUUCACAAGCACCACUUGAACCAGAAGCUCUAGAUACCCCCUUGGAAGAGGCAACCAAGAGCAGUUGCCCAGAAGACUCCACAUCCAUGAUAGAGGGGGACAGUAAAGAGGCCUCAACAUUCAGUGUGUCAGCAAAAAGUAAGUAGACCCAUUUCCUGAAGACCUCUCAGCUGCCUAGACUGCAUUUUAAAACAUUAGCCGGUGCUUGUUAGUGUUGGUAACAGUAGUUCUUUCUGCUCAGGUGAUGUUCCAAGAAGGCGGAUAGCCACAGCAGAAGAGGUGCGGUACCCCUUAAAGCAUGGGUAGGUAGCAUCAUCUGCUUGGCGGGGUGGGUUUCUGCCUUGUAAAAGGUGCUGAUCAAGGCAUGAUGUCUUGAAUUGGACAGUGCAUGUAUCUAGUCUUUAACAGGCCAUCUUUAUGUUUAGGUGGCGAAGGGAGGUGUAUAUCAAGAAGGGAAGCAGCCGUUGGCAAGGAGAAACCUGGUACUACGGGCCCUGUGGCAAGAGGAUGAAGCAGUUUCCGGAGGUGAUAAAGGUAAAACGUGGUUCUCAGAGGGGAAUUGGUGGUGACUUGAGCUCUUUUGGGAACCACUUUUCCCUGGACACAGUUCCUGUUUCUUCACUCAAGGGCAAAGAGACCUUCUACAGGAGUGGAUUCACUUGCCUUUGAAAUCCUAUAAUUGUUUUUAUAGUUAAUCUCUCUGGUACGUUUCAUGGGAAGUGAGUCAUAAAUAAAGCAAAAUAAUAAUUUGAUGUAACAACCAGGACUCUGGUUUUUACCGUGCCACAGUGGUAGAGGAAGACAGGGUGCUGAGUUGCUAUGGGAUUCUUCCUUGCCUCGGAUCUGUUGGAGGCAGUCAGCCCUGCAGAGCAGCAGUUUGACAUUGAGAUGAUAUUUGUAGUGACGGUUGAUAAACUUUUGUCGUUUAUACCGUAUGGAGCAGAGGUUUCCAACCUUUUUGAGUCCAUGGCUCCCUUGACCAACUAUAUUCUUUUUGUGGCACUCCCGUGAUGCUCAGGAGCCCAGUUAUGUCACUCCUUUCCUGCAGAGCUGGCAGCCUUUUUUGUACACAUUCCCUUGUGGAGUGUUCCCUCAAUCUCCUCUCCUCACCCCUCUCCUUGAGAGUCCUCCAGGCAGCCCCUGCCCCUGGUCUCUGAGCUGCCCCACCCCACCCCAAAGAGAGGUGCCUCCUCACAUUGCCUCACAGGGGCCUGGGACUUGUCUGUCCAUUCCCAACAGCAAGGGCUGGCUGGGUGGCUGGGCUCCCCUGCCAACUUGCUUGCUUACUCUGAGGCCGCCUCAGCUCCAGGCAACCAGCACCCACUGGCCAGACCCAGAGGCACCAUUCGCCUUCUGAACUUGUAGCCAGGGCUGAUGCAGCAAACAGCCACACAAGCCUUUGGGAGGCACAGGUGUGAGAAAGCAUCAGAGGAGGGAGGGAAGGAAAGAGGGACAGAGGCCAGUGUUGCCCGCGGCAUCCCUGACCAGUCAAGGCACACCAGGGUGCCACGGCAUACUAGUUGAAAACCACUGGUAUAGAGAACUAUUUGGAAAGCAAAGUGGUAUGGGGAUCAGCACUACUUGACUAUCUCUCUUUGUUAUUGUUCAGUGGUCCUGCAUUUCAGAUAGCCUAUGACUCUUCAGUCUCUUCCCCUGCCCCCUGCUUCAAGCCUUGUUACUUCCUCUCAGACAUGACUCACAGUAGUCACUUGGGAGCUUGGGAACUAUUAACUGUGCUGAAUGUGAUUUCUGCUUUAGAGCAUCAGUCCAGAAAUCGGCUUCACCCUCUUCAGAUUCUUUCUACCAGACUGCAAGUGGCCUUACUUGUUAAUACAUUAGCCCUUUCAGUAGGCAACAUCCAGCAUGAAUUUCUUGGGUGCCUUUUUCUUCUCGAGAUGGAUUCACCAAGUCUCAUUACCGCCAAAGGGCAUGGUGUCCACCUCGUAGAGAGCCCCUCCCCUAGUAAGAGACUAGAUGCUACACAGGAUCUGAUCAGCUCAUAUUUUGGCCGUUUACUUCCCUUCCAGUAUCUGAGCAGAAACAUUGUGCAGAAUGUCUGUCGUGAACACUUCAGCUUCAGUCCUCGAAUGCCAGUAGGAGACUUCUUUGAAGAGCGAGAUACACCCCAGGUUAGUAAUGGUAUUAGUCCAGGAGUUUGCUAGGGAUCACUGGCACCAAUCUUGUUUACAGCUGUCUGUAGGUGAUCAUGUGCUUCAGGGGAGGGAAUACAAAUGAAGCUUUAUAAGGCGCAAGAUGUUUCUGUGCCUAUUAUCAGUUUCAUAACUGUGACACAAGGACAGCAUAGCUCCAUUCUCCAAUUCCUGUGACAUCAUUGCAAAACCAGGUACUGGUGCCAUCAUAGGGCCUUGGCACUAUGGGUUGGUAAACUGUGAAGAAAGAGUUUGCCAACCUCUUCCCUACCUCACAGUCCCUUUCUUGACAUCAGUUCAGAAUCUGUGUUCAGGAAUGACUGAACUUACUGGGGUGUACAGGAAGCACCACUGGGAAGCAUCACUUUUCCUUGCAGGAGGAAAAUCUGAAAACCUCUGCACCAGUUGAAGUUCGUAGAGAUUGGGAGGGAUCUAUUUCUGUAUCUCUCUCUUUCUUUCACAGGGCCUGCAGUGGGUGCAGCUGACGCCUGAGGAAAUUCCUUCCCGGAUCCAGGCCAUCACAGGCAAACGUGGCCGACCCCGCAAUACUGAGAAAGCCAAGGCCAAGGAAAUGCCCAAGGUGAAACGUGGCCGUGGCCGUCCUCCCAAAGUGAAAGUGCCUGACCUGCUGAGCAAGAUGGAUGCCAGGGUUCUGAAAAGACUGGAAGCCCAAGGUACCAGCUGGACAGGCCCCUUCUGCAUGCCGGGAGCUUUCACAAGAAAGAGCUUUAGUUUGUGGCAGGAGUUGUUUGUCAGUCUCUGGAGGCAGGGCUGUUCAUUCUGUGUGCCAAGAAAAUUCAAUUUUUGCUCUCAAAACUAAAGCAUAUAUCAACAAGAUGCAUGCAAAUCUGCUUAUUUUACAUCAAUCUCCAUUUGCAUGCCUUUUCUGGAAACUAAUGUUUGAGUUUUUGCAAAAUUUGGAAUUUCUUGUCAAGGAGCGGUGUGGCAGCAGGAAGAGAGAAACGGAUAAGCAAGGGGCAGUAAAAGUAUAUAGGUAAGAGAACAUGACUGGAGACUGAGGGGAGGGGCAGGUAGCUAAACAUGGCAUAAAAGCUCUGCCCUGGAGGAUUGGAAGUACUUGCAGACAUUGUCUUCCUAGCUUUCUUUUGUGUCUCCACAGCAAUGAGGGAUAAAAACUUGUGCUUUAUAUAUAUUUUUAAAGACUAGCUCAGAGAUUCAGGAGUAGAAAUAUGACUAGAAUUCUAUGUGGGUUGCACGCAAGCAAUCUUUAAACAGAUUGUGGUCAAUCCUGGUGCAUCAUGAGUAGCUUCCAGUUAGCAUUGGCUAAUCUUUUCCUAACCCUCUGAGGGCUGCAUGCCAGCAACGGAUGUGAUCAGAAGUGUGCAUGGCCAAGUUACACAUGUCCGUUUACACAAACGUACACACACUCAGCAUGCAUACACAUUCAGACCUACUCCUCGCCCCAACACACAUUCAGGCAGACAGAUAGAUAAACAGACAGGUCCUCUGAGUGCCAGUACGGCUGCGGGGGGUGGCAGGGAGAGGAAAAUGCUCUCUCUACUUACCUUUCAAAGACAUGGGUUAUGGCUAGGAGGAAACGGGAAGGAGCACUGCUGCUUUCCUGAACACAGACCUCCCAUCUAUAGCGGUGUGCCUGAGAGAGAAGUGGUGACUUUCAGGGGUGAGAAAUGAUUUGGUGAUUCCUGUCAACUGUAUCUGUACAGUUGAAAAAAAACUAAAGAGAACAUGUUGGUUUAUGUCUUAUCUUGGGAUCUUAUGUAGACUGAUAGCACAGCAGGUAGUAAUGAGAGAUUUUGUGGUUAUGGAUGCUCAUUCAGGGUUGCAGUCAUUAAUAAGAGGCAUUUUUGGAGAAGGAUAUAAAACUUUAACAAUUGAGAUAGAGACACACUCCCCUUUUGUGUAUCUUAGGAACAUCACCCUAAGCCUACAUCUUUUGGAGAAGUGGUACCUUAUGUAAAGCAGCCUUACCCCACCUAGUGCCCUUCAGAUGUUGUUUGACAACAGCUCCUCUAAUUCCUGAUCAUGGAUGGAGUUUUGCUCCCAAAAUCUGGAGGGCACCAACUUUGGGAAGCCUGCUAUAAAGCAUAAGGAUACUAUUAGGUAUGGAAUGGCGGGCUGUUCUAGUCUCACAAUUUUUUAAAAAUUCCCUCAUUCUCCGUUUGUAUUUGCAGAGGUACUCAGUGAUGAAGAUAAGCUGAAGAUGAGCAAGAUCAAAAAGAAAAUGAGGCAAAAGGUACAUACAAUAGAACAGGACAGUGUAUUCUUGGUGGGAAGGGGUCACAGUAUUCUCUCCCUAUGCAAGAGGGGGAUGCUUUUGGGAUGAAAGGAGCAUUUCCCAAGCUGAAGGGGUAAGGUGGGGGGGGGGGAUGAGAGCUUCCUUCUUCGGUUGCCAGUAAGGAGUUUGUGUACCCCAAGACAAACAUUCCAAAUUGCGCACCCAAGUCUGGAAUAUGUCCAAGUCAGUUGGCAUAAGACUGCUUUCACAUUUUAAAAGGAUGGAUUUAUUUAUUUUUUGGCAAAGGAUUUGAAUUGCGUAGUGGAAUGCAGGAAAAAAAUUACAUGGGUUUGUAUUUUAGGGACAGGAAAGCAAGGAAUAAGUUUCCCACUGCUUGUGCGCUAAUUCGGUGCGAUUCUAGGCAUUUCUCUACAGUCAUGAGGGAUAGAAGCAUUUACUCACAGUUGAGAUGCUCAGAAUGCCAAAUCCCACCAUUGAUUGUGUGGUGAAUCUAAGCAGUAUGUGAAUGUAUGCUACCCUAGUUAGCUGUGGAACGGGCAUUAAGGGUCUGUCCCUUGGGCUUGGCUGGAAGCUCCAGCUGGUGCAAAAUGUUGUGGCUAAACUCUUGGUGGGGACACACUACCAGUUCAUAACUGCAGUCCUUAAAAGUUUGCACUGACUGCUUGUAUAUUUCUGGGCAAGUUUAAGGUUCUUUUGUUAAAUUCCAAGGCCCUUAACAACUUGCGUGCCGGAUACUUGAAGGACAGCCUGAUUCCUUAUAUCCCUGCCUGAUCACAAGAUAUGCAGGGGAGUCUCUGUUAUUGAUCCCUCCUCGCUCAGCUUGUAUCCACUAGGAGCCAUGUUUAUUGUGGGCCCAAUUCUGUGGAGUCCCCUCCUAGCUGAGAUCAGACAAGCCCCCUCUCUGUUGAACUUACAGGUUCUUGACAAAGAGCUUUCUAUUCAAUUAGAUAUUUUAAGUAAGUUGUGUGAGACUUCUUUUAGGUUUUUACCUGUGGUUUUUACUGUUUAAAACACCUGUUUUAUUAUUUGACUGAUGUGUUGUCAGUGCAGUGAUGCAUUUCUUUAUUGCUUUGUAAAGCACUUGGAAACCACAUUUACAUUGAAAAGCAGUCUAUACAUAUUGAAAAUAAAUUAAUGAAAUAUAGGAAAAGAAUCUCCCAGUUAAGCCAAAAAGCAGUCAAACUUUAAUUGAUAAAUGUUCCUAGUAAAUGUUUUGGGAGCUAGUACUGUAAAGACAGAGCAAUGGCUUUCCCCUUCCCCUUAGGUUUCUUCUUUUUGAGUGGAUUCUCUCCUUGACAGAAUUCCUCAUGCUUAUUUUUUUCCAUAGGUGCAAAAUAAGCAGAGGCAAGAGGCCAAGGCACUCAAGCCCAAAGAGGUCAAGGCCAAGGAAGUAAAAAAGAAGCCGAAGGUGGGUCAGGAAUGGCCCUUUGAAAAGUUGGAAGGUUGGCAGGUCCUGAAUAAUUGCAUGUAAACCUUGCCAUGUCUCUCCUCCUCUCCAGGUAAAGAAGGAAAAGAACAAGCCAGAAAAGAAUAAGCCAGAGAAGCUGAAGGAGAAGGCAAAGCUGAAAGAAAAAGUGAAGCCCAAGGAAAAAAAGCUGCCAGUACCAGCCAAGGUUCCCCGAAAGGUGGAUAAGAAUCUUCUAGCUCGGCGUCAGGAAGAACGACAGCGGCAGCAAAUGAUUCUGGAGGAAAUGAAGAAGCCCACUGAGGAUAUGUGUCUAGGGGACCACCAGGUGCAUAGAAUUGCUUGGCUUUUUAGAGGUUGGGAGACAGCCCCCUAUUCCAUUUGUUUAUUUAUUUAUUUAAAUCAGUUUUAAACCAGUGUUAUGAAGUCACAGUAUGGUAUGUUUCUGUUCUGCAUGCUAACAGUAGCAAAAAAUGCAGCAUAGAACAGUGCACCAUGCCUAUACCAUGCUGUUCCAAAUAUUAUGAAGGGGAAAUUUUCAAACCUGUAGCAGCUGUGUGUUUAUUGUAACAUGAAAGUCCUCAUCCCUUACCAAGACACUCCCGCCCAAGCAACACUAUUUUGUUGUGUAGCAUCAGCUUAGGGGGUCUUCUGGGUUUACCACAAAAUGAUAUCUGGCACUGAAACUGAGGCGGUGACUCUGGCUCAGAUGUUUACAUCUCAGGAUGCCAGUUUUCUGCACCAGAUUCCUUAAUUGUACCAAUACUAAACAAACAAUGCAUUUUUGUCUAAAUAUGCGAGCCUUUCAGUACUUUCCUAUAUUUGCUCAGUUGAGACACUUGAUUGUCUCACAACAUUGUUCUGUCACCUAUGGCCAAUUAUAAGACUUUAGCGUCUGAUAUAGUGUUUUGUCAUAUAUUUACUGGGUUGAUCAUUUAGUUCUUCCACCAAAAGGCUAAGAUUGUCUGAGCUAUUCAGUUCUAUCUCACUGAGACACUAAAGUAUUUUUCUGUGGCAUUUGAGUUCUUCUCUGUAUCUAUUCAUGUUGCUGAAUGGACUUGAUCUGGUGGAAUUUAAUAUAGUUUGAGACAGGGAAAUCUGGGCACCUGGCUUUGGAGGGCUGGCAGGCUUUCCACACUGGGAAAAUGUUCUCUGAUUUUCUACCUUGUUAGACAUUGUAUAUUAUCAGCCUUUCGUGUGGCUGAGUUGCAGUAUGAGCAGGGCUAGCUAUUCCGCUAGAUCACAAGUCUGUACUGAUGCUCUCUGUACUGAUAUUUUGUCUUUCCCAGCCUCUUCCAGAAUUUUCUCGCAUCCCUGGAUUGGUUUUGCCCAGCCAUGCUUUCUCAGACUGCUUAGCCAUCGUGGAAUUCCUACACAACUAUGGCAAGGUGCUGGGCUUUGAUGUAGCCAGGGAGGUCCCCAGUCUGAGUACGCUGCAAGAGGGCCUCUUCAAUGUAGGCGAUAGUUUGGGUGAAGUGUUAGACCUCCUGGUGAAGCUGGUGAAGGCUGCACUGUAUGAUCCUGGCCUCCCUCCCUUCUGCCAGGUAGGCCCAUGUAUGUAUGUUCUGGGUCACAUCAAUCUGCAUGUUUGAAUAUAAGAAAUCAUAUGGACUGAAGUACUGGUGUGAAAACAGAAUGGGUUUGUAGUUUGGUGCAUGCCGAAUAUUCUAGUGGUAUAAUCAGAGCUGUGUGUGUGUGUGUGUGUGUGUAUAUGAGAGAGAGAGAGAGAGAGACAUAGUUUAGACAACCCCCCAAUUUUGCACCAAGGAAAAUUGAAUACAUUUGCACAAUUUCUCUUAUUUUUGCAUAUUCUGAGUUCACUAUGAGGAAGGGCAGCAAACUGUGCAAAGCACUGAAACUCUGCACCAAACACCGAGAAUCUGCUUCAACAAGCCCUCUUCUGAGAUGUUAGUAGGCAUUGCCUACACACUUUUAUGCAAACGAAAAGCUCAGAAAGCUAGAAAAACAUUGUGUAUUUUUAAUUGAAAUGAAAGCUGAGAGUCUCAGGAAGCUGCACCCAAUACCACAUUAUGCAAGUUUCCUGUUCUCCCGUGGAAUUGUGGUAUACAUGCAGGCCUGGCUAUUGUGGUUUUUUCCUGUAUCUACUUUGUGAGUAGGAUGUAGACUAGAUUGCUGUCUAUGGAGGAUAGGAAGAAGCAUCAUUGUCAGGGAUGCUGGCUUGCUAUAGCUGCAAGCCUGCUGCUAGUGGCAGACUAUGGCUUGCAGUGCAGGUUCCUGAGAAUAGAAUUUUUCAUUUUAUUUUAUUUUUAAAAAAGAAUGCUUCUAGCAUUCAAGGUUUCAGGGAGAACUUAAAAGUUGCAUGGAAUUAUCUGCUAAAUAUUUUUAUGAGAGGGAGCUUGGAGGGAGGCUUCAUUGACCAUGGUGUGAGAUCUUCAUGACUCUUUUCCUCCCUAGUGAUCUGUUUGCAUCUGUUCUACUUAUUGCCAUCAAUUCUAUCUAGCCCUAUGUAAACUUGUACUUUAAAGGGUUGAGGGAGGCAGCUUAAUCAAAAUUCUGCGCCAAGAAAUCCUGCAAAUUGGACGUAUUAGCACAUUUGCCUGUUUCGCUUAGAACCGUUGUUCUAACCAUGGGGCAGUCUCAAUACAUUAUGGACCCAACACAUAUUGCCAGCCAUACUCUUGUUCUAUUAUUUUUUUAAAGAAGAACAGUUUAGAGUUGACAUUAAGGUGGUGGAGGUGGCUAAUUAUUGCCCAGUUGUCAUGAACAGAUCACUGCCUAGUGAGGUUUGGCUUGGUGGUAGUAGUUUUCUCCUACAGGUGGUGGUAGUUUUCUGAAAGAGUCUUGAAUGCUGUGCAGGAUGUUCCUGUUGGCAUGGCAGACACUUCUUGAUUAUUGUCCUCUCCUUUCUUCUGCCAGUCGCUGAAGAUCCUCGGCGAGAAACUCUCUGAGAUAAGCCUGAACCGUGACACUGUGUCUGAGAUCCUUCGCUGCUUCCUCAUAGCCUAUGGGGCAGAUGAGAACCUAUGUGACUGCUUGCGCACUAAACCCUUCCAGGCACUAGCCCCUGACAAAAAGGCUGCUGUGCUGGCCUUCCUCGUCAAUGAACUUAACAGCAGUGCCCUUAUCAUCAAGUAAGUGGUGAUAGCUCAGGCAAGUUGCUGAGUUGUGUCUCUCAUGGCCAUAUUAUUGUGACAGUCUGAGCUCUUAAUACGUAGAUAUGGAUGGGGAGGCAUCCUCCCCCAUGAUACUAUCUUACUCUCUUGAGCUGAGAGAGGAAAGCAAGCAGAGGAGCUAGAUGGUUCAGCAUAUCUUAGAUGCUUAGUGACCACAGUAAGGUUGCACGGCUGUAGGCAGGGACUAUCUUGUUCAUUGUUGAUUUUAUGCAAGCUGCACUGGGAGCAUUUUUUGACUGAAAAUUGGGGCAAAAAUGCUGUUAAAUAAAUAGAUAAAUGGUUUUGUGCACUUUAGCAUGUGGCCACCCAGAUUGCACCCGAGCUUUGUGUAGAAAACAUGCUGAACAGAGAACAAAUUGUUUCCUGGGAAGAUACCACUGGGAACAGAUUAGAAUAGUAUUGGACGUCCAAAUGUCCCUACAUAAGCUUUGCAUGUCUGCCUUAAAGAAAUGAGUGGCUACCUUACUCUUCCACUGACAGGUUCUCUUGUAGACUGGACUGUGUAUGUGUAGUGGGGUGGGUAAUGGAUCUUGAAUGAGCAUUGUGCAUAUAUUGAUAAAAAGGGAAUAUUUUCCAAUUCUCUGCAGUUGAACCCCACCCCACUUCUCGUUCUAAUUUUUUGUUUAACUCUUGCAGUGAAAUUGACAAGACCCUAGAGAACAUGUCUAACCACAGGAGAAAUAAAUGGAUCAUUGAAGGAAAGCUGCGCAGGUACAUAUUGAUGGAUUUAGUUUUGACCCAGUGUAACCAGAAAGCUCAGUGGGUGUGGGAGGGGCACUUAGAUGAAGAGGGCUGAGAUCAUUUCACUCUUAUAUUUAUUUAAAUCAAGUAAUCUCUGGUGGUGUGGAAUCUUACUAUAGGAGCCAAAGUGAUUAUUGAUUGCUUUAUUUUCCACCUUCUUGGAUUUACCAGAGGAUUUCCCCUCUGGUUCUCCUCCCUUUGGUAUGUGGGUCACCUAAGGAAAUAAUUCCAGAUGGCUAGUAGUUGUGCAUCAGCUCAUGCAGGCGCAGUAACUGGAUAACACUUGCCCUGAGUCUCAAUCCCAGAGUCCCUCGCUGUAAUGUAUUGUGUCCCUUUUCUCUCCAUUACUGGUGCCUUGUUGUUGCACUGUAGGUUAAAGAUUGCUCUAGCCAAGAAGACAGGACGCCCCGAGUCAGAAAUCACAGGCUUGGAGGAAGGGCGGUGGCGACGGAGCUCACGCAUCAAUGAAGAGAAUGAGGACAUGGAAAUGGAGGAGGAGAGAAGCAGAGCAUGCAGGACACGGAAAGACAAUGAGGUAGGUGAAGGUGUGAGCGAGUAAACUGAGAAGGGCGUAUGCAGUGUCCCUGAAUAUCUGUUCUAAUAGCAAAGUGCAGGUUUGAAGGGAGCAGUGUUGGUCAUACGGCAUGAGAUGCAGGACAGUUUGAGCAAUAACAUUUAUUGGACCAACUAAUUUUAUUUUAUUUCAUAAAAUUUAUACACCGCUUGAUUGCAAAAAAACCUCAAAGCGGUUCGCAAAAAGAUAAAACAAUAAAAUCAAGAGAAAUUCACAACCAUCCUUGAAAACAUAUAAAAGUUAAUAUUUUAGAACAGAUUUAAAUUGCCUCUGCUUUCUAAUAACUUCAAAGUAGUGUGACCCUUGGUAAAAAUCAUGUUCUGCCAUGGACGUUGAGGCAGAUCUAAGCUUGUCAAAACGACCAGUUCUUUUAGCAAGAUGCAAGAGUCUUAAGAAGUGAGUCUAUAUUCUCUGUGUUGCCUUUUGUAGAAUAAGAGGGCUCCCCCCGUCUCUUAGUGGAUUUUGCAACUUCAUAAGUUGCAGCAGCUGGAUCCUCCCUUCCGCUCAUCACUUCCCACUUUCUUCUUUCUAGCAUCUUUUUUAAUGUAUCCAAAGCAAUUCAGCCUAGAUUUUCUGGGAAACACGAGGGUUUGGCUCUAAGUUAUCUUCUUUCUUUCCCAGCAUGACACUCCGGUUUCCAGUGUGCCUGAGCUGGAGAGACAAAUUGAAAAGCUUUCCAAGGUAAAUGCUUGUAUUUGAAAAGAUAAGUACAGAAUGGAAGGAGCUGUAGUAGCAGCUAGACUUUAAAGUGUAUAUUGGCGAUUGUCAGUAGAAUAAUCAGGGAGGUGUGUUACUCUUUGCUGUGGUAACCAGAGCUUUGCACAGGCACUUUAUAACACAUGGUGCUCUUGCUGGUCUCCUCCUUGCUGCAGCGCCAGAUGUUCUUCCGCAAGAAGUUGCUCCAUGCUUCACAGCUGUUACGGGCUUCAUCCCUGGGGCAGGAUCGAUAUCGACGUCGGUAUUGGGUGCUGCCUCACCUAGGUGGGGUCUUCGUAGAAGGUUGUGAGGUUUCAGCAGGUAUGUAGAGCCUAAGAUGUACAAAGGCUAAACCACUUGGGGCCAUGAUAGUUGAGGAACUCCUGUUCCUAUAUCGUCCUGACUGAACAUUUAAGUUCUCCUGCGGGGAGGGGCUCCUUGGGAGCUAUACAUUAUGUGAGGAUGUUGGAGAGAGCCUUGGAAUUCUCUCCCUUCGCCCAGAGGCCCAGGAGGCACCAAUGGCAGCUUCUUUUCAGCGCUCAAUAACAACCUGACUCUUCAUGCAGGAAUUUGGAAUGUACUGGUGGCAUUACUGAGUUGGGGUCUGCCUAUUAGUUUAUUUUACAGUUUAUUGAUAUGCGAUUUUAUAGUUCCUGUUUUAUCGUACAAAUUGUGGUUUUUGUUAAUAUGUGCCUCGCCCUAAUAGUUAUUUUAUUUUUAUUUAUCGGUUUGCUUUUUUAUUACAAAGCAAGAGAUGGCACUGUAGAUCCUGGUCUGACGAGGAAGAACCCAUGUUUCUUGUGGUGUUCCGUGUUUUUUUGUGGGGUGGCUCCCUCCUCAGAACUUGGGGCCACGAGGAUUGUUGCAGCUGGCAAAAUAGAUCAGAAUUAAUGGGCUAAUUAGAAAGAGCCAUGGGACAGGUCAGAAUUUGGGGCAAGAAGAGCAGAGUAGAAGUGGGAAGUGGAGCCAGGAGGGUUGUAUGUCUGUUUUUAAAUCUGUGGGCCACAUAUCACUUUUUAAAUUGAAAUGCCAAUUUGACUGAAGUUUGCUGAGGGUGCAGAGGCAGCAUGGGAUAUAUUUGGAUGGGUGGAGUAAUUUAAUAGGGCAUUAUAUCUGCGAACUAAAUCGCACUUUAGACUCCAGCUGUAUAUAACAUUUGGCCAAUGACUCCCUUGUUGAAAAGCUGAUGCUUGAUCUUUCGGGCGCUAGCUGCUUUUUCUCUCAUUGUUCUACCCGCUCAAGAAAGCUGCACCCGCAUCCACCAAUGAUUUGAAUCAGUGUUUGUCUUGCAGUCAGUGGGUGGAGGCAGGGAAGAUAAUUUCCAAAAGAAAAAAGAUCUGCUGUACCUGUGCUUGCCUCCUUCACUCCAUACAGAGAUGAGGAAGCAGUGGCCCUUUAGGUGACAUUGGACCUUCCCAACUCCCAUCGUCUCUAACCAUCAGCCAUGCUGCUUGGAGCUGAUGGAAGAGCAUCUGGAGGGCCACAGGUUCUCCCCGCACCCACCCCUGACAUUGUAUUUUUGAGAUAAGUUUUUAGCACCAUCUUGUGGCGAAACCUAGGGAGAUAUCAUUUUUGUUGCCUCCCAAGCAGCUUCCCCUGAGACACCCAAGAACGUGCCAGAGAAGGAAGAGGCCCUGAAGGAGGAAGAACCUGAGGCAUUGCCCAUCAAACAAGAGACCACUGAGACUCCACCGGUUACUGAUUACGUAAAUGGCACAACUUCUUGGUCAUGGAGCCGGCCGUGGAGGGACAAUAUGCUGCUGCCUGAGUCGUCGGAGCCCAAGUUGCCAGAGCCCGCCCCCAUGUCUGUCAAUGGAUUUUUGGAGGAUUGUGUGCCCAUGGGCCAAUCCCAGCAUGACCUCAGCCAGUCGGCCUUCCUGUCCUGGCUCAGCCAGACACAGCAGGCAUCCUCUCUGCUCAACAGUUCUGUGCUUACCCCAGACAGCAGCCCUGGCAAAGGGGACCCGUUACCCCCAGAUGAGCUGCCAGACUCUGCCGCAGAGGAUGAAAGUGCCACAGAAACACAGGUUGCCUGGUUCAAUCUGCUGCCCCGGGCACCCUGUAAUGACUCUCCAAUUACUACCUCCGUUGAACAACCCUCUAUAAAAGCUGCCCCCCAUACCUGCAAGCCCCCGACCAGGGACCAGUCAAAGGCCUCGCCCCGGCAGGUGAGUGUCAUCUAGAGACCUUUCAUUACCAGGAAAUGCAAGCUCCAAUUCUGAUCGUGCCUGUUUCAGUGGAGGAGCAAAGGACAUGGUGCCUGCAUUAAUACAAGGAAUUGAAUGCAGGGCCUUUACCCGAAUCCUGGGGACAGUUCCCUGUGAGUGGUCUGUUUCCAUGUAACAACUAGAGCAUGGGGUUGGUGGUGGUAAUGCUAUUUCUGAAUUGCUUUGCAUUUCUUAUCUGUUCAAGGUAGGAACUAUCAGACAGGAAGCUGUAAUGUCAGGAAACUACUGUUCAUAGAGAAUCGGACAAAAAGUAAUAGAUUAGAAUUCAAGAGGUAGAUUUAGAGUUGUCAUCAGGAAGGAUUUCCUAACCGUGAAAAGUCAUUUAGAAUGAGCUUUCUCGUUGAGUGGGUAGAUCUCUUCCUGCGAAGCUUUCAAGGCAAAAGUGGAAGUGGCAUCUCUCAAGAGAUGCUUUAGGUUAUAAGAUUGCCCUGCCUCAGGACACAACUUGGUAUAGAUAAACUAUAACAUCCUUUGUUGAUCUCAUUGUCCUCUAUCUAGUUAUCCUCUUACCCUGCUAAUAUACACCAUUCCCUGGUGCCUUCCACUCGUAUAUAAUAGCUAGCAAUAAGACAACAAAUGACUUCAGAUAAGGAGGUAGCUGAGUUUUUUCAAGCCCCCAUAGUAACCUAUAAGUGUUGGCAUGAUUGAAAAAACAGCCAGGCAGCUCCUUGAGCAGAUGGCAACUCCACUAGAAGAUUGACUUGAAAGCCCUGGUAGAGCUCAUGCCUUGUCUGAUGCAUCCUGAUCUUUCCCUCUUCACAGCUGAACGGCCUUUCCACCGCCAGCCCAGCAUUGCCACAACUGGCCUCCACCCCUCUCCAUUCCAGCUCCAGGAUUCACAGUACUUGCUCCUCAAGAGCCAAGGACGUCCCCGUUAAAGGCCAGGAACCUCUAGGGCAGCCGAGACGGCGGGGGCGCCCCCCUACAAAACUCUUCAAGCAAAUUGAGCAGAAAUAUUUGACACAGUUGACAGCACAGCCUAUACCUCCAGGUGAGGGAAACCUGCAUCUCCUUUUCUUCUGUAUAAUUUGUACUAUGCGUACUCUGAAGUUAUUGAUACUAUGGUUUGGAAAAGGAUUGUGAGGGAAGAUGAAAUGGUUUACCAUUUGUAAGAAGACGCGACUGAGAAUCCGCCAUGAGUGACCAUAGGUAUCUCCUAACCCCUGGAAGCGUCACCCCACAGUGUCUUCAGUUUGUAGGACCUUGUAGAAACUGCCUAUGCAGUUUCACGUUUUCCCCAUGAGGACUAAAAAAUCUGUUCUUAAGGACAACCCCCUCAAGUACUGCACUAGAUAUGGUUGUCUUCCACAUUAAAGGCUUCCUGAACCGUGAAAGCAGCUGAUGUGCAGUUCCUUGCAUGCAUGCUGACCUGACACAAGACCCAGAGAGCAGCAUUUGGGAGCUAACAGGCAUGCUGUGCGGAAACGGUGGCUUAUUCAGUGGCCCCAGACUCUGAGCUGGUUCACCUCCCCCUCCCCAUUCUUCUCUUCCUUGCAGAGAUGCAGAGUGGCUGGUGGUGGCUGCAGGAUCCAGACGAGCUGGAAGCCGUGGUGCAGGUACUGCACCCACGAGGGAUCCGCGAGAAAGCCCUGCACAAGCACCUUAUCAAGCACAAGGAGUACCUACGGGAGGUGUGCGCCCGAGCUGCCAACGGUAAGAACUUCUCAUCGUAUGGCUGGAGUGAGGCAGGGAGCCACGUUACCACAUCCCUAACUUCUCUAAUGGACUCUUCUGGUCUUCCCACCUAGAUCCCAUCUUCCAGACCCAUCCUGAGGAUUCCGCCCACCCUGUCUCUCAGGAAACCUUGGCCCAGUGGUCGAUGGCUGAGCGGGCCUUUGAGGCAGACCUGUCUGUUCUGCAGUGGGUGGAGGAGCUGGAGCAGCGGGUACUCAUGGCUGAUCUACAGAUCCGAGUAGGUACCAUGGUCCAGGGUAGGCUGAGUCCCUCCUGAUAACUCUUCUUAUUAUUGUGGGUGGGGUGGGGGAUGAUCUCACGUUGUACAGAUCACCCUGGGGGGUGCCUGCUAAUCUCUAGAUCUGCCGUAACAAUUUAAAACAUACAUUCAGAUCUUUCCUUGUUUCUGGAGUUGGAAAACUGAGGAGAGAAAUGACCCAGGUCAACUUAAAAUCCUACCUUGGCAUUUCCAUUCUUGCAUGUGGGCAUUACUCCCCAGCUGGCACCUUUGCAGCUACACUGCCCUGCAGAAAGCUAAUCAAUUUGAGAGCAAAGACUUCUCUUUUUUUGUUGUGGCACCUUUAGAGGUCCAUGUACAUUGGCAGCACCAUAUGACGAUUCAAGGUUCUUUGUUUUGAUGGGCUAUCUUAAGACUGUGAGUGUUCUGGUACAUGGGGGCUCCUUUGCACAUCUGUGCCAGAGGCACCAUCAUUAUUUGGUGCAAAUAUUUUUCAUUGGCAACAGGAGUAGCACAACCUUGAAAACUGUGUACCUGCAGGAACUGGUUUCGGUUGGUACAUGGAAAGAAGAUUCACAAAUGCAUCUGGGGUUCCCAGAGUGUGUCACAACCCCCUCUUCUUCCUGCCAUGCCCUGAUCUCACGUUUUUGCUUUCCACCUCCCCCCCAGGGCUGGACAAGUCCAGAACCUGAUUCUGUUCGGAACGACUUGCAGUACUGUGAGCAUCAGCUGGAGCUUCUGGAAGACAUCACCAUAAAAAACCGGCGUGAAGGACCAGCUAUGAAGCGUGAAACCACCAACCCUUUAGACCUAGCUGUGCUUCGCCUGACAGAGCUAGAGCAAAACUUGGAGCGGAGAUACCUCAGAGAGCCCCUCUGGCCUCCUCACGAGGUGGUGGUAGAAAAAGCUUUGCUGAGUAACCCCAGUAACCUUGAGCUGGGUACCACAGAAAUGUAGGUGUAUUCUUUUACUGUUGACUGAAUUGCCAGGGCCUCACUCCUAAUGAGAAUCAGGGUCGUCUCACUAUUUAUAAAAAGCUUUUUUUAAUACCUUUCCUUUUAACCCAGGGACUCCUAAAUCAGUUUACAUUAAAGUAAAAUAGUAAAAACCCACAGGAACUAACAUUUAAAAAACCUCUUGUGGAAAUGGGAGAAUAUGGACUUUGUUGGGGCAGGAGUCUUGAUAAAUUCCAGGUCUGUUUGCAUUGAGAAGAUACUAAGAUGAAAGGAAAAAAGCUGCUGCUGUUGGUUGUUUUGACAUGAGGCUUUUUAGGCAAUAGAAAGUGGUAAAUGUGUGCAUUGCAGCAAAAGUGAGAAAUCUGGUGAAUGUUGACAUUUACCAGUAAGUCUUACGGUUUUACAAGGCUCAGCAGGAAAUGUCAGAAAUCUUAUUGGCAAGAAUCUGUUUCUCUCAGGCCUGAGGUAUGAUAAAUAUCCUUUUUGCUGCAUAUGAUGGAAAUGAGAAUGAUUUGAACUUAAGGCUACUGACAUUUAAUCCUGUUAGAUUUCCUUUUGGGCCUACUUAAGUCUUUGAGGCUUAACAAUAAAUGUCAAAGUUCACCAGAUUUCUAAUGUUUACCUAGCAUGCUUAUGAGCUAGGCGAUGAUGGACGUUAAUGAGAACGAAAUAUAACAGGGAUGUAGAUGGUUUAGAGCAGUAAGAUUCUGAGCCAGAAGCUAUAGAUUCCCCUGACAAUUCCAUCCUGGAGCUUCAGAUGAUGCGCCAAAGGCCUGCCAUCUCUCACAGUAUGUUUCCAUUUGGAAUGGCCCCAAAAGACUCCAAGUGAAGAAUUUCCUUUGCUGGGCAGGAUUGACUUCCCCCCAUCGUAAUGGAUUGCUAUUUUUUCUUCUGCAGUUCAUACGAGAUCACACCUCGGAUGCGAACGUGGCGCCAGACCUUGGAGAGAUGCCAUAGUGCAGCCCAAGUUUCUCUGUGCAUCUACCAGCUGGAGCGUUCUGUUGCCUGGGAGAAGUCCGUUGUCAGAGCGGUGAGGAAGGAGCACUGGGUUGGGGGUAGGAAAUAUAAGGAAGCGUAAAUGAAGAAAUCAAAGUGAACAUAGGUAACUUGUGAAAUCCCUGGUGCAGAGAAGAGAGUUGAUCCUCCUUGUGUGGCCUUUAGAGGCACAUGUGUGCUGAAGCCUGUACUAGGAGGAGAUGAAGCAGCUGUGGGAUCUGCAGAAAGAUCUCUCUGUUCCAAAGGGGUUGGCUAGAGCAGAGCCGUGGCUUGGAUGAAUCUAGCUGGGAAGGAGCUCAAUUUGGGGACAAGGGAAAAGGGAGAGCUCUCGGAGCUCAACUUUGGCCUUGGACCUCUGAAUGUGGUGCUGGUCCUCACCCCUCCUUGUUCUCCCUGCCCUUCAGACUUGCCUAGUGUGCCGGAAAGGGGAUGAUGAUGAGAACCUGCUGCUAUGCGAUAGCUGCGAUCGUGGCUGCCACCUCUACUGCCACCGGCCCAAGAUGACCGAGGUGCCGGCCGGUGACUGGUUCUGCUCCCUCUGCAUCGCUCAGGUGCUGGCUCCAUGUGGGCUAGAAUCUGUCCCAUCCCAAACUCUUUGAUACUUCCUCCUUGACUGGCAGGGCUUCCUUUGCUCCACAAUUUGUACUGAGAUGCAUUCCAAGGGAGGGAGUGUUGAAUGUUGGAGCGUGUGGGGAGUGUGCAACAGUGUGGGACCGUGCCGUAUCCCUAGCAGAUAGCUCUAGGCUUUUUGUGCUGCCUUUGGGAAACCCUUCCCUGAAGUGGGAUUCCUAAAUUCACCAGUUUAUGGUUCUUUACUUCCCUCUCUCUCACACACACAUCCCUGUCGCCCCUACAAUUUCUCUAUGGUACAGAUGCAAAGAGAAUACCAGGAUGACUAUGGCUCUCCACGACGUGGCAAGAAAAGAAAAGGUGGAAGUUCCGGGGCUUUUUUUGGAAAGGAGGAGCUCAGGCCCCGAUCUCGGUCAGCAGCAAACCAGCAGCGCAGUAACCUGGCCAACGUACCGCCCCGAUACUCGGGUGAAGGCCUAUCUCCUUCCAAGCGAAGAAGAGUGUCUACACGAGGCCAGAGUGCCGACCUCACCUUCUGCGAGUAGGUGUCACCUCCCCUGGUGUCCAGGGGAGAAGGGUGUGGAGCAGAAUAUGCCAUAGGGAUAAGCUUUCAGUUAGGUUUGAAUGGAGAGGAGAAAGGACCGUUUGCUCUAAGACUUGCUGUGGCCUAGAGAUUCAGAAGCAGAGUGGCGCCUGGAGCAUCUGAGGGCUGUGGAAGGCUUGUAAAUCCCAUUUGCUUUCCCUGGGCUUUUUGCAUCUGCCACGCAUAGAGACAUCCACAGCGGACAUGGGGUGAAGCAGCCCCACUCUGUGAGGGAUUUACAUUGGGCUUCUGCAGCAGCUGUUUCCUCUCAGAUGUGCUGUGGCCCAGAGAUUCAGAAGCAGAGAGGCAGCUGACGGGAAACCUUUGCCCACCAGAGCAACCCUUGCCUAUUUAGUUGAAUUAGUAAGAACCUCUUCGGUUUUUAGGCGAUCCUACUGAAUUUAUUUGAAUGAUCCAAAUAAAUAAUUUGGUUAGAGUGUCAGUAAAUCCACUCUAGGGCUGCUCCUGCUCAUUGGGAGGCCUUCUCAGCUUGACCAAUAAGCUCUCCAGUUUCUUUAGCCCUGACUCUAUGUUGGCCGCUUUUUGCCAGGAUCAUCCUGAUGGAGAUGGAAUCACAUGAAGCUGCCUGGCCUUUCUUGGAACCAGUUAACCCCCGGCUAGUGCCUGGCUAUCGGAAAAUCAUCAAAAACCCUAUGGACUUUGCCACCAUGAGGGCACGGCUGCUGCGCGGCGGGUGAGUCCAGGGAGGGAGCUUGCUGGUGGCAGGGCCAGCUCAAGGCGUUUGCAAAUCCAAAUGGCGCUCACACAACCCCUUUCUAAUUGUGGGGGUUGGUCCUGGUUGGAGGGUUUUGUGUGCUACAAAUGGGGUAGUUUUGUGCAGGUAGAGCUAGCGUGCGCCUCAUGGUGGUCCCAUGCAGUGUACCACAGCCCUUGGGCUGGGCUUCUUUUGCAGAGUUACUAAACUUGAGGUCUCCAGAGGGCUUACUGAGGGAAAGGUGAUGCUGCGCAGGGAAAGGAGUGUGUGACAAGGCCUGCCUUGGGGAGGCCAAGCGUUGUGACGUAGGAAUGGCAGAGGUAGUGAUCGCAAAGCUGGUGUCCUUUGCGAUCAUGCAAAAUUUGAGUUAAAACUUUUUAGAAAAAAGGCGCAGUGUCUUAUCCACCACCUGGGCAUGAUAUUGGAAGAGAUUUUUUCAAAAAAAUAAAUCUUGAGGGGUGGUAGCUGUAUCAGUCUGCUUCAGAAAAACCAUCCAAGAGUGCUGUAGGAUCUUGAAAACUAACCCCUUUAUUAAUGCAUGAAAUUUUGUGGACCAGAGUCUGGAUGUAUGGAGCAUUACCCCAUGUUGGCAGGAAUAGACAGUGGUACCUUGGGUUACAGACGCUUCAGGUUACAGACUCCGCUAACCCUGAAAUAGUACCUUGAUUUAAGAACUUUGCUUCAGGAUGAGAACAGAAAUUGCACGGCAGCGGCAUGGCGGCAGCGGGAGGCCCCAUUAGCUAAAGUGGUACCUCAGGUUAAGAACAGUUUCAGGUUAAGAACAGACCUCCAGAACGAAUUAAGUUCUUAACCCGAGGUACCACUGUAUAUGCAAGAUUGGACUAUAUUUAAGUUUAAUCAGAAUUGUCACAGUCUGUACUUUUAGAAAUUUAUUUCCCUCUGAUUUCACGGCUUUAUUUCCCCCUCUUCCACACCCAUGUGUAUAUACUUGCCAACUUGGAAAGCACCUACAUCUGAUGAGCUGGACUCUUGCUCAUGAAAGCUUACACCACAAAUAAAUUUGUGUUAGUUCUUAAGAUGCCACAAGAUCUUUCCUUUCUAUUUCUUACAGUGUAAAUUAAGGUCUCGGACUUGAGAAACCUUCCUGUAAAUUAGCCUGCCGCUAGCUGCUCAAGCUCAGCAGCCUCCUCCCUUUCCUAAUGACACCUGCAAAUGGUGGUAGCCCAAGCAAGGGAAAGACUGGUGGAAUUGCAGUCCUGUAGGGAGUCAUUCCUACAGCUGACAGGUCCCAAAUCCAAAUUACACCAUAGCUUAAUGCUGUUGAAAAAGAAGCUGGUGCAAUUAGCAUUGGACUGGAGCCUGGGAGAGCAGGUGUCGAAUCAUAGAAUUGUACAGUUGGAAAGGACCCUUGGGGAUCUAGUCCAACCCCCUGCAGUGCAUGCAGGAAUAUGCAGCUGUCCCAUACAAGGAUUGAACCUGCAACCUUGGCAUUAUCAACACUACGCUCUAAUCAACUGAACUACAGUGGUGCCUCGCAAGACGAAAUUAAUUCGUUCCGCGAGUUUUUCCGUCUUGCGGUUUUUUCCGUCUUGCGAAGCACGGUGUCGGAAAAGUUUUGGAAAAGCUUCAAAAAUCACCGAAGUCUUCAAAAACCUCAAAAAAGGCUACCACACCGUGCUAUGAGUUGCUCCUCAAAGUCAAGUCGCAACUGUAUUAAUGGUUUUAAGAAAAAGGAAACAAACUUGCAAGACGUUUCCGUCUUGCAAAGCAAGCCCAUAGGGAAAAUCGUCUUGUGAAGCAACUCAAAAAACCAAAAACCCUUUCGUUUUGCAAGUUUUCCGUCUUGCGAGGCAUUCGUCUUGCGAGGUACCACUGUAUUGAGUGCUGAUUCAAAAAGCACGAUCCCCACUAAGUUAUUAAGCUCACUAGGUGACUUAAGACUAGACCCUACCUCACAGGGUUGUUGUGGAGGUAGAACAGGGAAAAGGUGCACUACUUGGAGGAAAGGCAUGGUAUAAAUGUAAUAACAUGAUAAUAAUCUGCCCCUGCAUUCUAGCCAUUGGGAAGAAAUGAAGGAAGGGGAGGGGAGAGCUUGAGAGGAGGGUGAUUCACAGUAACUCAGAGCUGGCUAAAGCAGUGUGCAUUGAGACUGCCCUCACCACCAAGGGAUAGGAUUGUGGCGCCUGCAGUUUCUGUCUGAGUGCUGGACGUCUUAGCUGCUUCCAGGAAGCUGACUGCUGCUCUCUUUGUCCUCCGCAGGUACACAAGUUGUGAGGAGUUUGCUGCUGAUGCUGCCCUGGUGUUCGACAACUGCCGGACCUUUAAUGAGGAUGAGUCCGAGGUGGGCAAGGCAGGGCUGACCAUGCGCCAGUUUUUUGAGAGCCGGUGGGAGGAGUUUUAUCAGGGAAAACAGGAGACAAACCCAUGAAGCUGGCAGAAUGGGGAGAGAUGAGAGGAGCCAAAGGCGAAGCCCUCCCAUUUCAAAACCCUGUGCUGCACACUGUCUCUUCUGGAGCUCAUCUUGCUACCUGCUGAUUAAUGUUUCCCCCUCUCACAAUGAUUGGACUUGGAUUGGCAUUUAACGAUGGGGCGGCUUCACUCACCGCCUGGAUCCUCAGAAGCCCCCCCCCCUCACUUCUUCGCUCUAAACAACACAAACUCUCUGAACUGUGUAAGCCAAAAAAAAAAAAAGUUUCCUUUUUUUCAAAUGGAGAAACAACCACCCACAACCCCAGCUUAGCUGGGGCUAUUUAAUAAUAGCAAUAGUUCUUAGUGAAUGUGUAAGAACACUUUUUUCUGUGCAGUGUCAGUACCAUGCAUUAAUGGCCAGUAACGUGAACGUUAAGUUUUUCUCCUUUUUAGAGUCGCGUUGAAAAUGUAUAAAGCAGAUCACUCCUGCCUCUGGGAAUGACAACCUUGAUGACACUGAAACAUGCUGCUUCUACUCCCCACCCCUUUGCCCUUUCCAACUCUGUCUCAACCAGCCUCUUCUCCCCACCACUGCUGAACAACCACUGUAGCUGUGGACGGUUCCUUCCCCCAGUUUCCAAUGAUCUUUCUGAAACCAAGGGUAUAUGGCUUAGAGCUGGUGUUCAUCUGGAGGAGUUGGGAUGUCGAGGUACUUCUGCCCAUGUGAAUGCAAGAUGUACUCCCUUCUCAAGGGUAUCACCCCUGUGAGCCACAUUCUCUUGGUUCAACUAAGAUGGGCUGCUUCCAGAGGGGUGGUCAUAGCUUGAGCUCUUCGUAUGAAAGUGGGAUCUUGCAUUCCUAUAUUUGGUUAAUCUACAUCACACACACCCCCGCUCAAUAUUGGUUUAUUCCAGAUUUAGUUUCUAAGGGAGUUGAACAAAAUGGGAAUAAUCCAGAACGAGUGUGUACCAAGAAGACAGUAUCAACCAGAUAAUCCCCCCUCAUGCAAACCACAGUUUAGCUGGAUGAACCUUCCUGCUAGCCUCUUCCCCACCCCUGAUUCCACAGGGAACACUAAAGCAGGGGCAGCUCAUGAGUCCAUUGCAGUGCCCAAGUCUCAGCUGCAAGAAUACAGCUCAUUUCCCCCUCUUAGUUGUGGGUAACAUUGCUGGAUUGUAUCACUAGGCUUCAAGGGACCAAAGUAAAGGAGCUUGCAGGAGUGGGGUUGAUGUAACCUGCGUUUUGGGAGGAAGGAUUUUCUGAUGCCCCCUUCCAGCUCUUCAGAAGAUCAUGUCAUGGGAUUCUGGCCUUAUUGAGUGUUGUCCCCACCCUGUCCCCUGUCCCCCAACUGCCCCAGCGUUAUUCCUCAGGGAUGGCUACUGUCUACAAAGUUUGAUCUGCAAUCUAUCUGUACGUUUGGUAGGAUUGUUGUUUCCUGCCUUGAAACACCAUUCCCAAUCUAUCAUAGGUAUUUCCUCCUUGAGACAAGAUGUGGGAUUAAGCCCAUUAGAAGGGAGGGAAAACUGCCACCAUUUCAUCUUCCUCCAUGUUAGGUUCCUGUCUCCUGACCAUAUUUUUAACCUGUGGGGUCUAAAUCGUGCUGCCUCCUUUGGUUACCUUGACUGAGAUUCAAUUCAGAAGGGCAGCUUUGGACAUUACAUGCAAGUGAAAGGACAAAGUUCCUGCUUCCACCAACUAUGGCCUUUGCAGAAUGUCCACAGCUGCCCUCAGUCUAAAGAUCUGGAAUUCAUAGGUAUUUCCUUUCAGCUUUUGUCUACAGUUUCUAUAUAGUAUUUUACCUUAGAUCGCCACUCAUACAUACCCCAUGUGAACAUUCUUAACAUUUUAGCCUUUUUUCUAAACCCUUUCCCAACUGGAUUCUGAUGGUUUUCUGAGGAGAAAUAAUUGUGGUUCCAUUCAUCGUUAUUUUUGCCACGUGGGCAAGAGUAGCCUGUUUCAAUGAACUACCAUUAACUCCAGUGCCAGAACCACCAAAACCAGAAUUCGUUUUGAAGCUGCCUGAGCAGGUAUAGGGCAGUCUGUAGAGGGUCCCACCCCCAGGCCCUGUUCCAUUGAAGCAAUGGAUUGCUCCAGCUUUGGGGAAUGAUUUAACAACCCGCGCAGUCCACUGAGAACAGCUCUUGCACAAGCUUCCAUGGAGAUGAAUGUGCAGGUGUCCGAUUCUUUGCUAUCCAACCUAUGCAAGAGACAUUCUGGUGGAUUGUUGCCAUACUAAAGCAUGAGAAGGAGCCUGAUGCGAAUAAGCAGUUGUGAUACUUUCUGUAUUUGGGUUUCUGGUGCUAAGCGCUUGGCAGAUUCAAAUAUUUGUGGCUGAAGCCAGGUGAUCCUUCCCGCUCGCACUUGGUGCAAGCGGGAAUGCGGUUUUAACAAAGUCUUUUAAAAUACAUGUUUAGGUCUCUAGCCUUUUUAAAAAGAAAAAUACCCCAAACAGUCCACAAGGCAGUUGUUAACAAGCAUAAUUGGUCAUCUUGUUUCUUGCAGUUCAGCAACUCUCCAUCAGUCACCCCCCUCAUAGUGCACGGAUGCCUACUAGCAAUCUGUAUUUGAAGUAAUAACCUGGUCCCAAAAGCACCAGCCUCACACUGUUGCUGAGCAAUGGUUUCUAAGGAGACUGCUGUCUGGGAAACCGAUUCACCCGACCCGUAUUGUAUUCAGGAGUCAUAGGCUUAUAUCCUAGUCCACCCCAGCUGCCUCUGUCCUGGAACAGGGGCGUUGCUGCCAUUGGUUUUUUGCCAGUCUGUUUCAGGAUGCUGGUCCAGUAUUCUUGGCCGUGGUGCAGAUGCAAAGGAGGCAUAUAGGAGAGAUAAAAGAGGAAACAGCUUGUUUCUUUCACUUUUCUUCCACCACCCAGGUGGAUCGGAGUGGUAGGAAGGCCAUCUCCUGUAACCUUAACUCCCUAGCUGCUUUUCAUACCCAGCCUAGCUCCUCAAACCAUUGUAAAUUACGGGUAUCACUUAGGGGCAGAUAAACGGCUGGCAGGGUCCCAUCAGGAGAUGGCUUUCCUCCCGCAUUUCCACCUGUGCUACAAUUGAAUGAGGGGUGUGUGUGUGUUUGUGUUUUCCCCUCCCCGCGUCGACCAAUCCAGUUGCAAGAGCACUGAUGUAAGUAAAAUGCAGCCACAGGUGAUGUAGCCUGGAGACUGAAACCUCCCUUACUGUGCUUCCUCUACCCCAACCUCACUCCCCACCCCCAGUUGUUUUCAACAAAACGUAGCCUUUUUCUAUCAAAUAACCUCAAACUUUAUUUUAUUUUAAAUUUUGGGAUUUUUGUUUUGUUUUGUUUUUGCUUUUAAAAUAAAGAGGUAGAUUUGAAGUCUAUUUGAAACUGACUUUAUAUUAUGCAUAAAUAUUUAUAUUUUAUCUAAACUUGUGCUGUAACAGCUUCUUUUUGUGGGUUUUUUUUUAAAAAGUAAUGUUUUUUCCCCUGAUCUGUUGGGAUUUUUUUCUCAGCUAUGAGAAAGCUCUAGAGAGUUUGGAAGUGUUAAUUGUUGGGCUUUUGUUUUGUUUUGUUAUGGAAAUGUUAAAAUUUUUAGAUUCAAACCCUCACACCUUAAAAGAAUGAGUCCAGGUUUGUCCUAAUCUUGAUCUUCAUUAGGGGAGUCAGUGUAUAAAAUACCUUGUUGUUUUUUGAAAGUUACAUGCAUUUCCCCCCCCAAACUGGAUUUUGAGAAUUGCAACUAGAAUAAUUGGCCUUAUCAUCCAACUACUGGCUUUUUCUUCCCCCUUCAUCUUGAUUUGAUAUCAGAAAGGAACCAACCAACCCAACAUCCUGUGAGAUGCUCUGAACAGCAGGAAGAGGGGCAUCACACUUUUUAUAUGAAUAACCAAAUGUGUUUGUUUUAGUGAAUUUUUGAUAAUGUACAGUUUUUUGUGAAUUUAAAUUGAUUUCUUUCUAUAUUUUUAGGACCAACCUCAUUUUUAAUAAGGUUUAAAAGGAAGAGAAAAAAAAAUCUAGAAUUCCUGUUUGUUUCCUUGUGAUGUUUCCACAAGUACAGAUGUUAGAGUGCUUGUCAAGUUUCAAAGAAUAAACAAAAAAACAACCCACGUUUGAUAGAGAAGAAUGUGCUUGAGAAUGUUGUCUUUUUCUCGGGGCGGGAGGGGAGGGGCGUUGCUCUGCUACAAGCUGAACAUUAACCACUCUAGACACGGACUUGUUCCCCCUCCUCUGUGGCAACCUGCCUCAGUACCCUCUUAAGAUGUGGACCUCUGCAAUGGGUGCCAGAAAGCUUGAAGAUGCG